This is a messenger RNA of Podarcis lilfordi (Lilford's wall lizard), 54880 nucleotides long. Lineage: Eukaryota; Metazoa; Chordata; Lepidosauria; Squamata; Lacertidae. The record is from the annotation of a GenBank genome assembly.
GUGUGUGAUUGGUGGAAUCCACAGAUUUUGCACCAGCUGAAUUCCUGCUGCUCCUCCACCCUACCUUUUUUUUUUUCAUUUCUGAAGGCAGACCCACCACGCAGAGUGUCUGCCACUAUUCAGCUCUGGAUGAAACUAAAGCACGUGUAAAUGGGGCCUUCCAGACUGUUGCGAUUUCCAGGCAGGACUCAAGUUAAUGUGCUAGUAAGUUCAGGUUUUGCCAUUAUAGUUUGCCUGGAGAGUUUUGCACAGCAAACCCAAAAGAUCAGAUUUCCUGCGAUAAGGAAAGUGAUGGGAAAGUGCACUGGGAAGGGUUGGAAAGCCCUUUCUUGGAUGCAGUCGCCUGAGCUCCCUACAAACAGAUCGGGUUGAACGCUUAGUAAACAGGGGACUCCUGCACCCGAAAUACUGUACCUAUAAUCUCAUUUAUUUAUUUAUUUUCUUCCAUCGCUGUUGUCCUUUCUUCUGUCAUGAAAGUUAGGACAAUGCUCUAGUUACAGGUAGGUAGCCAUGUUGGUCUGCCCUAGUCAAAACAAAAACAAAACAAAAAAUCCUUCCAGUAGCACCAAUAACUAACUUAGUUGGUCUCUAAGGUGCUACUGGAAGGAAAUCUUUUUUAUUUUGUUAGGACAAUGUAUUCACCAGAUCUUUAAUAACAUGUGCCUUCAUCCUUGGGCCAUUAUUGGUAACCGGUGCUAAUUUCACUAAUUUAACACGGUCUUCUCAUUCUAAAGUUUAAACUGGGGGGGGGGGGGAGCCUCAGAGCCAAAACUCUCUUAGAUCCAAUUACAGUGGUACCUCGGGUUACAUAUGCUUCAGGUUACAGACUCCGCUAACCCAGAAAUAGUGCUUCAGGUUAAGAACUUUGCUUCAGGAUGAGAACAGAAAUCGUGCUCCGGCGGCGUGGCAGCAGUAAGAGGCCCCGUUAGCUAAAGUGGUGCUUCAGGUUAAGAACAGUUUCAGGUUAAGUAUGGACCUCCGGAACGAAUUAAGUACUUAACCCGAGGUACCACUGUAUUGCAAACUGCUCCGAAAACUAUUUUGGCUAAAGGGGCAGGGCAUACGUACUAUACACAAACCACUCUCAUCAGCCUAUGCAUGGACGCCUAGCCAGGAAUUUUGUUUGGGGGGGGGCAGCCAAAGUUGUUUAGCUUUUAGGAAAUCAUCCCAUGAAGACGACAUUAUGGGGGGCAGGCUUCUACUGGGAGAGGCAGGCUUUGGCUGGGGGGUUAGAGCCUCAGAUAAUUGAGUAAUUUCAGUGCUUUUCAAUAAUAUUUGUGGAUAUUAUUGCCCUCUGCCCAGCUACACCCAUAAGCCCCUGCCAGGGAUGUAAACUUACCAGUGGCUUUGGCAGGUGAGUGGGGCUGCCUUGACAUGAGGCAAAGGAGCAAGUGAGUUGGUGGGAUUUUUUCCUUUACUCGAGUAAACCAUGACUGCAAAGACCCUGACCCGUUUGCCACCUGAUCGCAAUUCCCAUAAGUUCUUAUUUCCCCCUAAUGUGUUUUAUUUUUGUUUUUUAACACAUUACGGCCACAGAGGCUGCACUCAACCUCAGAAGACUUUUAGAGGAGGAGGAACUUUCAACCUUUCCCCCUCUGGCAGUUUUUCUGCUGAAAAGUCUUCCACCCACAACCACAUUGCCUUUUCCUCCACUCACUCUUACAUGUAUUUUUGAAACAAAUUGCCAACUUCCGUUUCCCCCAUGCGCUCUCUCUCUCACUCACACACACACACACACACACACACACAGCAGUGUGUAGCACUGUUGUAAGACUUGUCUCUGUAGAUGAUUUGUCAUUCAGGAAGCAUCUAUAGCCUUGAAAUGAACAUUAAACGUUUGGGAGUUCUUUGCUCAAGUCCAUGAUUCCUAUCUGGCCAGUCUUACAGGUCCAUUCACAGUGUGAUCAAAUGCCAAUGUCACAGCAGUGUGUGUGUGUGUGUGUGUGUGUGUGUGUAGUUGCAUUGGUGUAACUCCUUCCCUCAUUGCGCAGGUGCCACCCCUUGCGCAUAUGCAUAUUCAGAGUCUUUCAUCACCCACGUUUCCUCUCCUGCCCACAUCAUACCCUUUGCUUUUUGUACCACGUGGGGGAGCGAAAGUAGCAGUACGGUUUUGAGAUUUGGAAGCUUGAGAGUCUCCCCUCUUCCCCACUCUCCUUCAUCUUCUGCCAUAGCCGCUUGCUCCUCUUGAAUCUGUCUCUUGGCUUGAUCAAACUAUUCAUCUGGUGCCUUCCUGCCAGUCAUGUCCUCCAGAAAAUAAGCUCUUGAACCGUUUAAGCCGCUGCAGCUGCUGCUGCUGCUGCUGCUGCUGCUGCUGCUGCUUCCACCACCCAGGAUGCCUGGCCUACACCUUCCAGUCUACUUUCUGACACUGCUGAUCAGCUUGGCUCUUCGAGGUAGGUCGGAAUUGGCUCAAACGGAAUUCUCUGUCUUGACUGAGACUGGAGAGAAAGUCUGCUGGCACAGAUACCAUGUUUAGGUAGGAUGGGCAGAUUGGACCUUUGCAGGUUUGGGAAUUGCUGGGGUGAAUUGCUUGCUGCAUGUUGCGUGUAUGUGUGAGAGUUUUUUUGGAGAGUUCCAGGGCAUGGUGUGUAGUUACAUGAGGCUGAUACCUUGGUAAAGCUAAGCAGGUUUAGCUCUGGUCAGUGCCUGGAUGGGAGACCGCCUAGGAACCACACGGGCAAUGCUCUGGGUUCCUUGACAGAAGAAAGGCAGGAUGUGAAUGUAUGAGAAGAAAUAAAAAGGAGGCACAAAGGUUUUAAAGGAGACAGGUGAUCUAGUGCUUCGUCAGGCUUGCUCAGGGGCAGAGCUCACACUUUGCUUCCAGAUCCAAUCUCUGGCAUCUUUGGGAAGGACUUGGGGAGACACCUGUCUGAAAUUCUGGAGCUCUGCUGCUAAUCCAUGUUAAGCUACAGGCAGUUAAUUUGUAGUCCUGCUAGGACUGCAGUGCCCCUUGGCCCAGGCACCUUGGUCAAUAAUGAGGGUGGAUGAUGGAAAUUUAGACCAAGGGCCUCCGGAGAGCUACAGGCUCCCUGCCCCUGAGGUACUGACAAUACUUAGCUAGAUGGCCUAAUAGUCUUGAUUUCCUAGUUCCUCCUUCUGCUAACCGAAUUAGCAGCCAACUUUAAUAAUUGUGCAAGUUACAGAUUUGCCAGAAUGUCCAUUGAGACUUCCUGCUUUCAGCGGUAUCUAUUUCUUGACAGUAUGCAUUUGGAGAGGCUGGGUUUUUUCUGGAGUUACUUGUUCCCUGAGGUUUGCUUCCACUUACCUUCAGAGGUGUGGAGAACCCCCAGAUGGGGUUACCGCGUGUUCCCAUCCUACUCUGAUCUGUAGCAGAGCUGUCAAUUUCUGGCAAGGGCCGGGGGGAUGGCUGGGAAUUGUAUCUCAAUGAAGGGUCUCUUAACAACUUUGAGCACUCUUAACAAACUACAGUUCCCAGGAUUCUUUGGAGGAAGCCAUGACUGUUACAGUGCUACAAGCAGGCUUUAAAUGCAUGGAGUGAAUAUCAGAAGGAUACUCUGUGUCCAUUAUUCAGUGGUCUGAAUACCUUUACUGUCCUUUCUACAUUUGAACAUAUACAGAAUUUUGUUAUCAUUGGUCUUAUUUGGAUAUAUUUUUUUGGACAAAUGGAUGGCUUAUAUUAAUAUGUAUGCUUAAAUUAGAUUUGAUGGAUUAUUCUUAUUAUUGUGAGCCAACGUUCUUACUUUUGUCUUUCUGUUACAUUUGCAACUUUUUGUUUCAUUUUUUAAAAGAUCUACACAAUGUUAAAACGCACGUUUAACAUCACAUGCAGUUUGGCCCGAAGAGCGUUUCAGUGAGAAAUGCAAGUUCAGAUCCCAGCUGUGCAACGAAGCUCCGGCCAAUUCACUCACUCCGCCAUCUAGAUGCUCUCAUCUCAUGGAUGUUGAAAAAAUUGUGUGCUGCUUUUCUUUAUAAACUCUGGGCGCUUAAGGAGAAAAGUUAAAAGACAAAAUGUAAAACAUAGCUUCAUCUUAAAGGUAAAGGUAAAGGGACCCAUGACCAUUAGGUCCAGUCGUGGCCGACUCUGGGGUUGCAGUGCUCAUCUCGCUUUAUUGGCCGAGGGAGCCGGCGUACAGCUUCCGGGUCACGUGGCCAGCAUGACUAAGCUGCUUCUGGUGAACCAGAGCAGCUCACGGAAACGCCAUUUACCUUCCCGCCAGAGCGGUACCUAUUUAUCUACUUGUACUUGAGGUGCUUUCAAACUGCUAGGUUGGCAGGAGCAGGGACUGAGCAAUGGGAGCUCACCCUGUCACGGGGAUUUGAAUCGCCGACCUUCUGAACGGCAAGUCCUAGGCUCUGUGGCUUAACCCACAGCACCCCCCAUGUCCCUUAGCCACAUCUUACAAAACCACAAAAUGAGAGAAUGAUACAUGUCCAAAAUGCAAAACAACAACAGCGACAGCAGUGAGCGAUUGAAUGAUAACCAGGAAAACAGCCAAAGCAACCCUGUAGAAAUAGGGUUAAUGUUUUCGUAAAACCAAGGUUUUGCCUCGCGACUAAGAUCAUCCUCAUUUAUAUCACACCACAACAACACACCAACACACACAAUACUCUACACUAUCCCCUAGCUGUCUUCAUUGCCAUCAUCACAUCAUGUUUCAUAGAAAUACAGUGGUACCUUGGUUCUCAAACUUAAUACGUUCUGGAAGUCCGUUCCAAAACCAAAGCGCUCCAAAACCAAGGCAUGCUUUCCCAUAGAAAGUAAUGCAGAAUGGAUUAAUCCGUUCCAGACUUUUAAAAACAACCCCUAAAAUAGCAAUUUAAAUGAAUUUUACUAUCUAACGAGACCAUUGAAAAUUAAAGCAAUAAAUAAUGUACAGUGGUACUUCGGGUUACAUACGCUUCAGGUUACAGACUCCACUAACACAGAAAUAAUACCUCGGAUUAAGAACUUUGCUUCAGGAUAAGAACAGAAAUCGUGCUCCAGCGGCAGCAGGAGGCCCCAUUAGCUAAAGUGGUGCUUCAGGUUAAGAACAGUUUCAGGUUAAGAACGGACCUCUGGAACAAGUUAAGUACUUAACCCGAGGUACCACUGUACUGCAGUCACACAAUCAAUCAAUCAAUCAAUCAAUCAAUCAGUAGCUGAACUGAGUUCCACACAGUCACACAAAAAAAGAGCCACAAAAACAGAGAAUAAGUAGCAAAAGCAGACAGACAUCAGCGUAACACUCAAAAUGUAAUUGUGGCACUCAAAUCGGAAGUGUGGCACUCAAAACGGGGCACAUUCGGCUUCUGAAAAAUGUUCGCAACCCGGAACACUUACUUCCAGGUUUGCAGUGUUUGGGUUGCAAGUUGUUUGAGUACCAAUGCGUUUGAUAACCAAGGUAUAGGAAACUCUCCAGGCUUCCAGGCAGAGGCUUCUCCCGGCCCUACCGGGAGAUGCCAGGAAUCGAACCUGGCAACAUCUGCAUGCCAAGCAGAUGCCCUGCCACUGGCCUACAGUCAUUUUUCAGCUGUCCCUACUCCACUUCUGCUUCUUCAGCAAGAGUGUGAGAACCACUCUCACAGCAGUGUUGGUGGCGGCGGUAACAAAGCCGCAAGCCUACUUUCAGGCAAACCAGUGUGGGUCUUAAAAGCCUGGGCUGCUGCCACAGGGAGGAAGUCGGCUGAACGCACAUCAAGUCAUUCUGUCGGUAUCUUGGUGUGAUCUGCUACUGUCAGCAGCUUAAGAGCUGCCAGAUACUUUACAGGUGCUGCUGUUGUGUUAGCAACAGCCCAGAGUACAGGAAUGUUGCCUGCAAAACUUGUCAUCAGUGUUUUGGAGAGGCAGAGAGAGAGAGGGAGAGAUAUUAAUCUGCUUCUGCCUUUCUUCUUUUCCCCCCAAUUAUGUUUUAUUAAGUUUCAACAUUUUUAACAUGUACAAUCAAAACACAAUUUUGUCUUUUAUUUUUGCACCCCAUUUUCCAUGUUGUUUCUCCCCUUCUGCUGCACCCUGUCUUCUAUUAAAUCAUAACGAUAUUAUAAUCUAAUUACUUCUGUUUCUCAUAGCUCAAAUCCUGUUUGUGAGUUUAUCGUACUAUAAAUUUAAACUGACUAGUCACUGCUUCACCAUCUCCCAGCAAGGGUGGAGAAAUUCGAUUCGGUUCACAUUUAAAACCGAACCUAUCAGAUUCUCACAUUCCAGAACAGUAGGAGAACUGAAAUGGAUCUAUCCUUCACAGCGCACACCUCUCUGGGUGUUGUGAUGCGCUUCUCCAAGCAAACGUUUACAAAAAUGCAUAUAUUAGGAGAAAGCGUGCGUACAAAUUAAGAUGUUUGUGAAAAUAACAUGCAAAAAUGCAUAAUAUUGUGGGGAAUUGCGUCCAUAAAUGAGUGCAUUAGUCACAACUGCAAAAAAACAAAAACACUGAUUCUGAGAAGAAAGCCAUAUUAAAAUGCAGGUGAAUUUUCAUAGGAAUUUUUUAAAAAGUAGAUUGCUGCAAAAUGUGGAGAACUGAAUUUCUGACUAGAAAAAUGAGAAACUUCAGAGGAACAAAACUGAGAGAUCCUUCCAUUCCAACCUCUCACCCAGAAUCUCCCUGGUUAAGAAGAAUGGCUUCCAGCUGACACAAGUCACGCGUGUGCACACCCACCCACCCCCCGCUCCUGUGCUUCUAACAGCUUAUUGUGCAAAAGAGCCGCAAGCAGAGUGCUUGCUUGCCACACAGAAGGUCCCACCAGCCUUAAUAUAUGGAGGAACUGGCAGUCAAAAGGUUGAAUUAUGGAGAUAAAACAUUUUCAGUUAGUGUAGUGGUUCUCAGAAAAGUUUCUCUGGGCCACACUUCAGAAUAAAAAUGUGCUCAUGCUGCACCAAAUUUUUCUUUGAUAAGAAAUACACUGGAAAACAACUCCUGACAGCGCUUGAUUUAUAACACGCGACACAACUACUUUAUAAUAUAAUCACAGGACAUCCAUAAAGUAUAAAACAAGGCAGCUAUGUAAGAACGUGAAUCUUCCCCCAAAUUUAAUUUUACAGAAGCCUUAUGUACCUUAAGCAUGUAUACAAACUGAAUGAGAGGUGUGAGCUUGCUUUUGCCAGGAAAUUUCAUUUAUAUUCGGUCUAAUUUGAGACAAGCAAACUUUCAUCUCAUCAACUCAAAGAAGCUUCACUUUUCUGACCUUUCAUAUUGGGCAAAGUUGAAAAACCCUGUUGACAACAAUAUGUUGUGGAAAAGUUUAGAAGAAUAGCCAGUGCUCUUGAAGGGAGGCAUGGGUGCUGUUUCUGUUUCUGUUGUUGUUGUUGUGUGUAUACACACAAGCUAUGCUAUACUGUACUAUACUGUACUGAAAUCUUUAAAUGUUUAUUGAAUCUUCUUGCCACACUUGCCAUCCUCUCCUUCCACACCAAGUGUGGCCCACCACACCCUCUGAGAACCAUUUUGCGUCUGUUUGUACAGCAGGGUGUCAUCAUUAAAGGCAGAGGCAGCUACAGCGACCACUUGAGAAGCUGGCAACCCUCAGGGUGUGAGAACGCAGGGGUACGCCCUUCAUCUGUGGCUGGGGAGAAAGAAGGGGUCAGAAUAAGGAAAUGUUGCAAAUAGUCCUCUUACCAGAAUGAUGUGUGUGUGUGUGUGUAGAUUUGCAUAAACUCCAUACAUUUAAAGCACAUGACUCCACCCCCCAUAAUAAUCCUGGGGACCAACAUUUGCCUCUUGCAGCCCUACACUUCCCAGAACCCUUAACAAACUGCAGUUUCCAGGAUUCUGUGGUGGCGGCAAUAGGGAGGAGUGGUUUAAAAAUGCACGGUUUGUAUGCAGCCUGAUAGGUGAGUGACAUCUGUUGCCAAGGCAGAAAGGCUGCUGGCUCUCUUCCUGGCUGGCAGUGGCAUCAUCAGGGCAGGACUUGGGGGCAGAUGUCCAGGGGGCUUCCACUCAGCUGAAUGCACAGGGCACCCCCUGACAUUUGCUGGCUGUGGCAUUCCCAAAGCAAAGGAAGGAUUGGACUGAUAAAAUACGCACAGGCUUGACCAGCAAGACUCUGGGAGGAGUGCGUAUAAUAAUAAUUCCUGUCCACCCUCCGGCCCAGGUCGUUUUAUUCACAAAAGAACUUUUUACCCAGUGUUCGUAAGAACCAAUCAGAUUUCCUCUGAGCAUUUCAAAAAACCCCACGUGGGGACAAAGUUACACUACAAAACUAAUUUAAGCAUGCAUACUUCUGGGGUAAAUAAAACAGAACUAAAAAGGAAGAAUGCAUUCAGCAAACCCAGAGGUCAUAAACAGCAAUAAAGGAAGGAAGGCUGGGUAGUAUUUACUAUCUCAUUGUGAACACUCUUCCUGGUCCUUAAGAUCUAUCUAAAGAUUAACAAGCUACAUCAAAGAAGCUACCUACUAUCUUUUAUGGCUCAGGUUGCCUGAUGAAGCAGCUGGCCUGUGUAUUUAGAAUGCUGAUACGUGCCUGUCAGGUGUAGAAGUGAACAGUAGAGAAAAUUGCCAGAAAUGCAGAGGCUUGUGGGAUUUGAUCAGAAAUUAUUGUCAAUGAAUCGAACCCAAUCAACGCCAUGCUUUCAUAGUGGACACAAUGGCUUGAUGCAUAUUUUAUAAUUCCUCAUAGUAAUCCCACCUGACCUCCACACUCUGGAUAUGUGCACUCCUACACUGGCUGACCACGUUUCUAUGUAAGUGGGGGGAAAUGCAACUUUACCAUCUAAAGAGGGGCUCCUCCAUAAGACCAUAGAGUCCAAGGUGUAAAAUAACCUGAAAUGACAAGAUGUUUUGCAUCACCCCACAGCACCACUGCUGGGAGGGGGGGUCACUCCGGCCUUUGUGAGUGUGCCUUGCCAGGCAGAGUACAGUCAUUUUUAUUGAAAUGGAAAUUACAUAUUUUCAUGGAAUGGAAAUGACAUGUAGCAAGACUCCUGUUAGAAAGAAAACACUGUGAUGAUAGAUAAGUAAAAGAUCAUUAGGGUGGUUAAAAAGUUGCAUGUUUUGUGUUUGUUUCCUGGCCCAAAAGAAUGAUCUGCAGAGAUUAGCAGACAAGGACUGUGAAAAGCAUCACUUCCUGUUGCUGUUGAUUUUGCAGUCUGCGACCAUUAAAAGCAUAACAGCCGCCUAGUCCACACUGUUUUCUUGGCACACGAAUCUUAGUAUUAAGUAAUCUCAGGAUUUGCAUUACAACGAAUGGCAGUCCUUAGCUGGGGCUUCUUGGAAGGGACGUUUCUGUUUUGAAAUAAGAUGUGCACGCAGGCCCCGAUUGCCUCGGAAGCCAGCUUGGCAGCGCCCACACAUAAGAAGGAGCGAUUGGCUGACUCAGGGAAACUCCAAGGUUUGCAGAAGUGCAACAGCACAAGGCUUGCACACCUGCAGCUGGGGCAGAAUCAACGCAGCAGGCCAGAUUGCAGAGUGGAACAUAUCAUACCUGUGCUGGGGAAACUGCACUGGCUGCUGAUCAGCCCUGAACAACUCAGGAGGAGGUGAUCUGAAAGAGUACUGUAAGAUCACUUAGAUCAGUGAUGGCCAAACUUGGCCCUCCAGCUGUUUUGGGGCUACAGUUCCCAUCAUCCCUGACCAUUGGUCCUGUUAGCUAGGGAUGAUGGGAGUUGUAGUCCCAAAACAGCUGGAGGGCCACAUUUGGCCCUCACUAACUUAGAUCAUAUGGGCAAAUUCUACCCAUGGCACCGCACCCUGAAGAAUAUGAUCCCUGAGUAGUGACCUGAAAAUGGGCAUUUUCUGUUGUUUCCCCUGUUCUGUGCAAUGCCCUUCCCUCUGCCAUACCUGAAGCAGUAACCGUCCAUUACAUCAGUUCUCUUGUGAUAAGGCUGAUCUUUUCACCCAGGCUUUCUCAAGCCCAUAAUAUUGGACCUUGUUUUAUGUUUGAAUCCCCUGGAUUUUUUAUUUUAUUUUUGCUUUGUUCACUUUCAUUGGCUUUUGUGUGAUUUUACAUUGCUGGUUUACUCGCUGGAUCAUCACCUUGUUGUGGUGAGUGGGCUUGCAUGUUCCUAUGACCCUUGUGAGCGAAGCCGUCGGGAAUCUCGUACUCCCAGCAGGGUCACCCAAGGCGGUAAGGUCAAAGGGAAGGGGCCAGACAAAGAAUAAUCCAAGAAGUCCUCAACAGCAGAACAGCAGAACAAGUGGGAUGUUACAAAGGCUGUGAAGGCAGAUGAAGGCUGCAGCAGAUAGGAAUCUACCGGUUUGUGGUGACUACUUCAUGCCAUCAGAACAGAGCCCUACUGCGAAGACUGUGCGGUGGUCAGUGUGCACUGAUCUACACACAUAAAACAAAUUCACGCACAGGCGUCUUCCAAAAACCCAACCCUUUACUGGAAUGCUGCCUGACUAUGAUGGUGGGACAUAAAAUAGGGUGGCGGGGGGAAAUGGAGCAGCUGGAAUCCUGACCAGGAGCACUCCGUGCAGCUAUAUUUGGGAAAGGGUCAGAGCUGAGUGGCAAAGCAUCUUUUGCAGGUUCAGUUCCCGGCAUCUCUAGGGAUUGUCCCCAGACUGAAAUCCUGGAGAGCUGCUGUUGAUGAUAUUGUACCCAUGUUGUUAACAUUCCUGGUAAAUCCUUAAACUUUUAAUUUAAAUUCUCCACCCUCCUCUCUUAAUAAAUUUCUAUAAGUCGCCCAACUUCCCAUCAUAGUUUUCUUUUUCACUGCUAUUGCUUCCAAAGGUGAAAGCCAAAGUGGUGUUUUAGUUUCCAAUUUUUUUUUUAUAUUUGUCCCAUAUUCUAUAUAUUUUUUUCCUAAUUAUAUGGUUUCACCUUUUCAUACCACAGAUGAUAAGUGUGCCAACCAAAAAUAUUAUUGUGACCUUCCAAAUGUAAAAUAUGUGGAUUCUUCAAUAGCAACCAUUCCUUCAAACAGCACAGACAAGAUGCUUCAUAAUAUAAUCUCAUAUCCGACAGGGAGAAACAUCCUCUAUCUUUCAUGUCUAUCGGUAUUUUAUAUUUUAUUCUUGGUUCCCCCCCGCCCUUGCCAGAUAUAUUUAUAAAUAUAUUUUUUGCUAUUUGUUGAAGCAAUCUGACUUGCUGAUCACUGGUAUUGAUUGGGGGGGAACAUUAUUGGUAAUACAUUCAUCUUUGUGGUUGACACUCUGCCCAGCAAUGAAAGUUUCAUUCUACCCCAUAUUUGCAAAUUUCUUUUAAUAUCCCCCCAGGUUUUCAAAUAGUUAUAUUUAUGUAGAUUCAUAUUCUUUGCUGUUAAAUAUAUACCUAAAUACUUAACCUUCUUUACGAUCUUUAGACCUGAUAUAUUUUGUAAUUUAUUUUUACUCUCAUCAGUCAUAUUUUUUACCAGGAGUUUGGUUUUAUCUUUGUUAAUUUUAAGAUCUGCUAUUUCACCAUUUUUAAAAAUCACUUCUAAUGUUUUUGGAAUUGUUUUUUUUUUAAAUGAUAUUUAUUAAAAGUUUAAAAAUUACAAAAAAGGAAAAAAGACAACAAUAAAAAAGAAAAAAAACCAUAGAAAAGCAAUACAACAAAAAGAAACAAAAAAAACUAAAACGCACAUCCAAUAUUCCAUAUCUUUACCAUUCCUUUACUUGUUUCAUCGACCUCCUCACACCUCCCUUUUUUUGUAUUCUAGUUCAAUUCACUAUUUCAGCAAAUUCUUUCCAUCUUUCUCAAUUUUUGUUCUAUAAUUUAUCUUAACAGUUUAACCUUAAAUUUUUCCAUUUUGGCCCAUUAUCAAUCAGCUUUUACUUAAUUCUUUGUUACAUUUCUACUAAAACCAUAUAGCUUCAUUCCAGCAUCCUUCUAACACUCAUUAAUUUUACAAUGUUUCUGUAAGUAUACUUUAAAUUUUUUCCAAUCUUCUUCCACCGACUCUUCUCCCUGGUCUCGGAUUCUACCAGUCAUUUCCGCCAGUUCCAUGUAGUCCAUCAGCUUCAUCUGCCAUUCUUCCCUGGUGGGUAGAUCUUGUGUCUCCAGUGCUUUGCAAUAAGUAUUCUUGCUGCUGUUGUAGCAUACAUAAAGAAAGUUCUAUCCUUCUUUGGCACCAAUUGGCCGACCAUGCCCAGGAGAAAGGCCUCUGGUUUCUUCAGAAAGGUAUAUUUAAAUACCUUUUUCAUUUCAUUAUAGAUCAUCUCCCAGAAUGCCUUAAUCUUUGGGCAUGUCCACCAAAGGUGAAAGAAUGUACCUUCAGUUUCAUUACAUUUCCAACAUUUGUUAUCGGGCAGAUGGUAGAUUUUUGCAAGCUUGACUGGUGUUAUGUACCACCUAUAAAUCAUUUUCAUUAAAUUCUCUUUUAAGGCAUUACAUGCCGUAAACUUCAUACCAGUGGUCCAUAACUGUUCCCAGUCAGCCAUCAUAAUAUUAUGUCCAACAUCUUGUGCCCAUUUAAUCAUAGCAGAUUUCACCAUUUCACCUUGAGUAUUCCAUUUCAACAGCAAGUUAUACAUUCUUGACAAAUUCUUAACUUUAGAGUCUAACAAUUCUGUUUCCAACUUUGAUUUUUCCACCUGGAAGCCUAGUUUUGUAUCCAAGUUAUAUGCCUCCAUUAUUUGAUAAUAAUGGAGCCAAUCUCAUACUCUGUUUUUUAAUUAUUCAAAGCUCUGCAGUUUUAAUCUGUCACCCUCUUGUUCCAAAAUUUCCCAAUACUUCGGCCAUUUGGCCUCCAUAUUGAGUUUUUUCUGAGACUUUGCUUCCAUUGGUGACAACCAUCUUGGGGUUUUAUUUUCUAACAAGUCCUUAUAUCUUAUCCAAACAUUAAACAGUGCUUUUCUUACAAUAUGGUUUUUGAACGCUUUGUGUGCUUUAACCUUAUCAUACCACAGAUAUGCAUGCCAACCAAAUACAUUAUUGAAACCUUCCAAAUCCAAAACAUCCGUGUUUUCAAGAAGCAUCCAUUCUCUCAGCCAACAAAAAGCGGCUGAUUCAUAAUAAAGUUUUAAGUCUGGCAGGGCAAAUCCACCUCUUUCUUUAGCAUCAGUUAAUAUCUUAAAUUUUAUAUGAGGCUUCUUGCCCUGCCAGACAAAUCUAGAGAUAUCUCUCUGCCACUUCUUGAAACAGUCCAUUUUGUCCAAAAUUUGCAGUGUUUGAAACAAAAACAGCAUUCUUGGCAAUACAUUCAUUUUUAUCACAGCAAUUCGGCCUAACAGCGAUAGCUUCUAAUUUGACCAUAUUUCUAAAUCUUUUUUCACUUCAGUCCAACAUUUUUCAUAGUUAUCCUUAAAUAAAUUCACAUUCUUAGCAGUCAUGUUAACCCCUAAAUAUUUCACUUUCUUAACCAGUGUCAGUCUUGUCUCCUUCUGAAACUUAUCUCUCUCCAUCUCUGUUAGAUUCUUCUCUAAAACCUUAGUUUUCGUCUUAUUCAACUUAAAACCUGCUACCUGACCAAAUUCUUGAAUUAGUUCUAAUACUCUUUCAGUGCUAGAUUCUGGCUCCUGUAAAGUCAAUACUAAAUCGUCAGCAAAUGCUUUCAAUUUGUACUGUUUGGCUCCCACUUGUAUACCUUUUACCAAUUGGUCCCUUCUAAUCAUAUUUAACAAAACCUCCAAGACUGAUAUAAAAAGCAAUGGAGAGAUUGGGCAACCUUGUCGUGUUCCUUUCUCAAUCUUAAAUUCUUCCGUCACUACAUUGUUCACAAUUAAUUUGGCCUUCUGUUCUGAAUAAAUUGCACCUAUACCGUUUCCAAAACUUUGACCCACCCCCAUCCCCAAUAAAUUCUUCUUCAUAAAACUCCAGGAAAUAUUGUCAAAAGCUUUCUCCGCGUCCACAAAUAUCAAAACUGCUUUAGUAUUAAUCUUCACUUGUAAUUUUUCUAAAAUAUUAAUUAUAUUCCUCGUAUUGUCAGACAAGUGUCUGCCCGGGAGAAAGCCCGCUUGAUCUUUGUGAAUUUCUUCUGUUAACACCUUUUUUAGUCUUUUAGCCAAAAUGUCUGCAAAAAUUUUAUAAUCCACAUUAAGCAAUGAUAUGGGGCGGUAGUUCUUGAGUUGUGUCUUUUCAGUCUCUGUUUUCGGUAUAAGUGUGAUGUAAGUUAAUGUUUUUGGAAUUGACUCUAUUGGUUCUUCUUGUUUGAAGAACAUUUGACGCCAACUUUCUCACUGGCUCUGCUCAUUCCAAAACCUGGGGGCCACUACAGCAGCCAGAUAUGCCAAAACAGUAGCACAGGAAGAUUUUCCUGUCAGAUCAUCUCCAUCUCAGGUAAACCACAGAUUGCUAAAUUAGGCCACACAGGAGCAGGGCCAGUAUUUAAAAGUUAACAACCCUGUGGGAAGGGGAAAUACUGAAAUCUGAUCCAUCCUGAUGUUAAAGCCCUCAUUCCUGGCAGGCUGCAGCCUUUGCACUUUCGUUUAUCUGCAAAUAUUUCAACACAGAAGGCAAUCCUUCCUCUUUCAUUAUAUAUCUCCUGAUUCCAGUUAGCUGGUAAACAAAGAAAGCAGCAGGUUUUUUUGUUAGCAUGUGAAAAAACCACCCCCAAAUUUGGACUGUUGUGUGAUUUAAAGAGUUCUGAGGCUGUAAUCCUCUGCACAAUUACUUUGGGACAAAGGGAAAUGUAUUGAUAAGUAAACAGAAAAAGAGAGGCCUAUCUGAGAGGGGUUUCAAAAAUAUAAAUCCCCCUACAGGGUAAGGAUAUUUGAGUGUGAAACCUUUGUAGGACUCACAUAAUGCUGUUCGCUUAUAAUUAGAAAGAGUGUGAAAUAGCUAUGUCUUUUUAAAGAAGUGUGAGUUCCUAUUAAUUUCCGUGCGAAAGAUGGAAAGAUAAGAUCAGAGAGCGCUUCUUCCUGCACACCGCCUCUUAAGACCUUCAAACAGAAGGCUCGGAAGCUACAGAGCGGGGCCUUCUUUGCAGUGGGACCAAGGCUUUGGACUGAGCUCUUCAAAGAAGCGUGGUGACUUUGGGAUAUAGGAAGCUGACCUGUUGAUCCAUCUAGCCCAGUACAAGCAGCUCCCCAUUGCUUCGGCCAGAGGUCUUUCCUAGUUCUGCUACCCAAGAUCCUUUUAGUUGGAGAAGAUAGAGUCUGGACCUUGAAUUCUCUGUAUGCAAAACAGAGGCAUCAGCUUCUUAGCAUGAUUAAGGGGGUCCUGGUGUUGCGUGACCAAUGUUGGGAGGAGCCAGGGGGCAGAGCUGAACGUCCACAAACAUUGCGUGGGCCCAGACUCCUCAAAAAUGACCCUCCACACACACACACCCCAAAAGUGCUUUGGCCUCUAGGAUCCAGUGCCUAUGAUGCAAAACAUGUGCUGGGCUGUUCACCCAGGAGAAACCAUGUGCACACAGAUGCACAUCUAAAAGGGUCUCUUGUCUGCACGAUUCAUUUACUUCGCAGAAGCCUAUCCUCCACAAUAAUGUUACCCCUGCCCACUUCUCUGUUGGAUUAUACUGGAAAUACAUUGUAGCCAAACAGUUUUUUGUUUUUUUUAACGCAGCCCCAAUGCUCCAAGUGGGGAGAAUUCCCAAGGGUGCAGUCUGGUUCCCUUGUUGGAAGAAGGUCAUGGGCAAAAGUGUCAAUUGUGUCAUCUCCUUGUCUCUCAUUUAAGUUCACUUCUCUACAUUUCCACAUUAGUUUGCAUCAAGGAUCAGCUGCUGUUUCAAAGCCCAGAUAAUUUUUUUUUCCUUGUUAGGGCUGGUCCAAGACAUUUUGCUGCCUGAGGCAGAGGAUAAGAUGGUGCGUUCCACCUGCAUGUUCUCCAUCCCCAAUCCAUGUACAGAAACCCACUGGACUGAGAGUUUAAUCUUGCUUCAACACUGGUGACGUUAGCUUCCCCCACUGCACCUAAGGGCAGAAGCCUAGUGUAGGGGGCACACACAGCUCUGUCCUCCAGUGGAAGGGAUCAGCUAGGGUCCUCAGGGCGAACAGCUGGAGGGCUGCUGCUCCCACUGCUGCUGCCUGAGGCAGUUGCCUUACUGUGUCUCAUGGUAAGGCUGGCUCAAGUUCCUUUGUCGCAUGCAGCCAACCUUUGCGUGAUCUCCAGUAUGUACUACAAUUAGCUGCUGCCUGCACUGUAACAUUUUGGCACAUUUGAAUUGAACCAGCCCCCACAAAAGGGCAGGCACCAAUCUCUAGUUUCAAUUCAUAUUGUGGUUUUAUGAUGCACCCGUAGUUGUGGUUGGGAAUCUUGGUUUCUUCUUGAGAGUGUAAAUGCGGUAUGUUCUCAUUCUGUUGCUGGGGCUACUCCCUCCUUCAGAUUCACAAGGUGACUUAGCCAGUAUGUAGGGAAAAUUUCCACAUGGGAGCCCUUCACGUUUGCGGGGAGGCCCCAGCAACAAAGAUUAUUUCUGUGCCCUGUGACUUCAGCCAUUUCCAUGCAAACGGUGCAACAUUUUGGGUAGUCUACAGCUGCUUCAAGGCACCAGACAUCACAUGCCAGCUUCCAGGUGGAUUAGAAAGAUCCCUUGCCACAAAGGCAAUUUUAAAACACCCUCCUUCUUAUUGCUUUCAGUGAGAGGGCAGCUCUUCUCCUGCUUGUAACUUCUUUGUUUUCCAUCCAAAUAGUGUGACAUUUUCACACAUACUAUUGCAUUUCCAAAAGAUUCGGUUUCGCCUAACUUUCGACAGAAAAUAUAAAGGCCAACCAGACAUAUUUGCAUAUACCAACUCCAACACCCGUAACCUUUCUGCGACCUGGUACACGCUGUUUCAGUUUUUCAUCUCAAAAGAAAGGAGUGAGAAAUGAGUGGCCUGGUUGCAAAGUACUGUAAAUGAAUUCAUUCAUUUGAAGUUCCGUUUGGUUAUAUAAUCAAAAUGAAUGUAACAAGUGAGCUGUGUUUUUAAAAUGAAAGCACAACCCAAGUGGGGUGCAUUUUUUUUUAAAAAACACAAAAAGCAGUGUGGAGGGGAGGGCAGGAUUUGGCCACACACACACAGCACUGCUAUACACACAGCCAGACCGUUGGUCCACCUAUCUCAGUAUAGUGGUACCUUGGGUUACAGACGCUUCAGGUUACAGACUCCGCUAACCCAGAAAUAGUACCUCGGGUUAAGAACUUUACUUCAGGAUGAGAACAGAAAUUGAGCGGCGGCAGCAGCACGGCAGCGGCGGGAGGCCCCAUUAGCUAAAGUGGUACCUCAGGUUAAGAACAAUUUCAGGUUAAGAACGGACCUCCAGAAUUAAUUAAGUUCUUAACCAGAGGUACCACUGUAUUAAUUAUACUGACUGACAGCAGUUUCCCAAGGUUUCAGGUAGGGAGUCUCUCUCAGCCUUAUCUGAUGAUGCCUGGGACUUUGUACAUGCAAAGCAAAUGCUCCACCGUUGAGCUUCCACCUUUCUCAGACACAUUCCAUUUCAGAUAAAAAUAGGCCACCGCUUCCCGCUCAGUUUGUGAAUGGAGCAGAAAUGGGAAACGAAUGGGAAUGGAAAGGAAUUAAAUGUACCUAAGUCCUUGCGGCUGCCUUGUUGUAUCUGGGGCCCCAUCUGCACUAUGCAGUUAAAGCAGUAUCAUACCGCUUUAAAUAGUCAUGGUGCCCCCCCUAAGAAUCCUGGGAACUGUAGUUUGUUAAGGGUUCUGAGAGGUUCUAUUCUCCCAUCGCAGAACUGUAAGUCUCAGAGUGGUUUAACCAUCAAUCUCUCUCCCAAGGGAAUUCUGUGAGGGGAACAGGAAUCUCCUCAGUACCCUUAACAGAUCACAGUUCCCAGGGUUCUUUGGGGGUAGCCCUAACUCUUUAAAGUGGUACGAUACUGCUUUAAAUGUAUAGUGCAGAAGGGGUCUAGCUUUUUCUUGCAGUGUAUUCAGCUGCUGUCUGAUGGACUCAGUCAGGUUGUCAAGCUUAGAAUUGACUCCAUCUUCCAGAUAACCUGUUGUUGUUUUUUUAAGCAUUUGUCUUGAUUUAUUUGCACAAAAUUUGCAUGGAGAAUUGCUGUUUAUUGAGCAUUCAGAUUUGUUUCCACGGGUUGUAUGACAUCACUGUCAUUCCACACUUCACAGUGCACUUUAUUGUUGCUUCCCUUACCUCAAUAAUAACAAUAAACGGGUUUAUUGCACAAGAGCACCAAACCCACUUCAAUUGUGCAACCUCUUCUUCCCACAGACCUGUGGAGGAAAUUGAACUGUGGUUUAGGGUUGUCAGUUGACCAACUCUGCUCUGCUCUUGUGCAUUCAACAGGAGCAUGACCUGCUGAUAUUACUAGGUAACAAUGUUUAUCUCCAUGCCAUGAAAUACUUUGCCUUCUGAUAUUCAAAUCCAACUGCUAUCUAUGGCACAGGGACAAUCUAGGUCUCUUUUCCCCCUGACUAGCUGGCAAACUUAGGUGCAGUAGGAAAUGACAGGAAGAUGACUUCUGGUCUGCUUCUUCUUACUCCAUCCACUCUGAAUAAACAUGGCACCUCCUCUUUCCACAGGUCCAUCAUCAUCGCUGGGAGACAAUAUUGACACCUCUCCAGUAGCCCUGUUCUCCUCCAAUGUCAGCAAGCAGUUUGGAUAUCAGGUCCUGCAGUUUGGAGAAGGCCCUGAUACUAGGUAAUCCCCCAGUCCAUGUGCCAGGGGAUGUGUGUGAAAGAUUUUUGUAUUGGGUUUCUCCUAACUGUGGGAAAUGAUUUUUGUGUUGGGUUUCUCCUAACUGUGGGAAAUGAGUGGUUACAGUUGGUGUCCCGCCCCAUAGUUUUUUUUAAUGCUUUAAACACCUGCCAGACAAAAAUCCCAACAUCAGGAAGCUCCAUCUGCUAAAUGUCCAAAUAUCAAGCUGUUGUGAAAGGCAAAAGAAAGCUGGUGCUGUGGAUGCCUUGCAGAAGCAUUAUUCAACCCUGUGGCCUCUGUAUGUUGUUGGACUACAACUCCCAUCAUCCCUGACCAUUGACUAAGCUGGCUGGGGAUUAUGGGAGUUGUAGUCGUAACGAACAUCUGGGGACCUAAGGUUGUAGAACACUUGCUUAAAGGGAGGAAUCAGUCAGGAAGCCGAACAAAAACUUAAUUGUCUAUCUGUGAUAAGUACAAAACAGUAGCAAGAAACUCCUCGUACCACCCAGAUGCAACCAAGUCUGGUGUCCCCUGCUAACUAAAUUAUAUAGUGAUGCAGUCUAUGUCCACACAAUUGUCAAUUUCAGGUAUGGCCUAAGCUGGUAUCUUAGCGAAAGGCAUUCCAUACUUUAGGACACCCUCGUGCGAAUCCUUUUUUAUUGAAGGGAAGGAAUUUUAAAGCAUUGUGAUUGGCUAUGGGUUGCCGUUGCCCUGUCUUCUCUGUCAAUUUGAACUGCUUCCCUAUGUAUAUUCAAGUGUCACAACUACCUAAACUGGGAAAAUAGGGUGGGGAGGCAAAACUUUCAAGUUCUUGGGGACCAGAUGUCCUAGCAAAAUGGUAGAAUAUCACAUAUUUUACUGAUGCAUUUGCUCUGUUUCUUCCACGGAGACAGUAGGUGGGACCCCGGCUAUAGUGAUAGUUUCCUUUUGGCUAGGAAUUUAAAAGAGCGGAUUGGCUGAUUUGAGAAUAUUGAUGGGGAAAAGCUGGAGAGUGAAGCCUCCACUCUCUGCAACUGAACAUGGAAGCAUUGUGGAGGACCAAGGGGGCACAGGAUUCAUCUAGGGUGGUGCCUUAGUUGCCCAAAGUGAGAAACCCCCACUGACAGCACGGCACAAAGCACACUACAACAUUUUUGCCUGGGAAAAGAGGAAUCCCAUACAUGUGUCUUCGACUUUCACUAUUCUGGAUUUAUAUUCUGUGACUGAGUGGAAAGUUCACAUCCUGUUUGGUUUCGUUGGGGGUUUUUUUGAGGGGGGGCACUCCCAACCUGUUCCCCUUUUUUUGAACUCUGUGUUAUCUUUUGCACAGUGUUUUCAAGAAGUGAGAAUGAAAAGUUGUAGCAGGGGGUGGGAGGGAAGAGGAGGGGAGGGAAGGGAAGGGCUGGUCCCUUUUUUAAUGGAUAGGAACCUCCCUAAGAGCUGUGCGGCAGGCAGAAAUUCAGAUGGUGCAGCUUCCCUGCAUUGUUUCAUUGCCACAAACCCAGUUUGUCUGCCUGAUUUCUGCCUGUCAUUAUGCUGUUAAAGGCAUACUUUGGGAACUGCAGCUUAAAGCUUAAAUCUUUACAUAACCCGUGCUAUUAAUUGUUGUCAGGAUCAUUGUGGGAGCCCCCGGUGAGCAGAACUCCACAGGCAAAGUAUACCAGUGUAACAUGCAGAGCGACACAUGUGAAAACGUCCCGCUUGACGGUGAGUUGUGGGACACUAGGAUGCAGGCUCAUUCCAGAGUGAUUAAUGUGCGUUUUACCUCCUCUCUCGAUCCACCAUACAGGCAAGCAUGAGGCCAGGUCAGAGUUGAAGGGCAUAUUCCAGCCAGGCAAAAAAGCUCAAGUCAGAUGUGGCGCAGGGCCAGUAGGAGGUGUGGCUGAGAAGCGGUUGUGGCCUGAGGAGAGUCCUCCUGAGGGUCAGAAAGAGUAUCUUGGGGGGCUGCAUUUGGCACCCAACCCUGAGGUUCCCCACACCUGUUGCAGACCCUGAAUAGAAAGUCCUCAGAGAGCUUCCACAACUUGACAAGAAUUAUGCCACAAGAAUUGAGGAAGCGCUCCAGAAUCUCCAUGUCAGAGGUGGUUCUAGGGAGAUUCCCUAACUGUCCCUGGUGGCCUGUUCAAAUGGCAGCCAUUUUGCCUUGGUGUGUGUGUGGGGGGGUGUGUGUCCUGACUGGCUUUUAGGCCUGUUCAGCUAUCUAGGGGGCAGGGAGAAUGGCUACAGAUCUGCAGGGUCUACAUUGAGUGUGUCUCAUUUGGCACGGAUCCAUCUGACCUCGAUGUCUCUUUGCAGGGGGCUCUGGGGUGUCUCACCUUGGCAUGACCCUGGCUAGCGACGUGCGAGGGUCGAAGAUGAUUGUGAGUCUGGGCUGGAAUUGCUUGGGGGGGGUGAAUUUGAGCAACAUAAACGGCACAGAGUCUUUGGGUCGUAUUCAACUCACUUUUAUUCAGAGUCGGCCCGUUAAAAUUAAUUGACCCAAGCUAGGCAUGGCCCGUUAAAAUUAAUUGUCCCAAGCUAGUAAUGACAAUUCAUUUUAGUGAGCCUGCUCUGAGGAAAAAUGUUAGUUGAGUACAGCCCUGUGUUUCCAAGAUUCAUUUGACUCUUAUGAUGAGAGUCUCAAGAAUCCUUACUGUUUAUUAAAUUUACUUCCCUCCCAAAGGAGACCAGGGUUGCCCCCAGAGACAUUUUGGUGCCUUAGGCGCAAACUCCAAAUUGCAAUGGGAAGUGCUUUUAUGCAACUCCUGUUUGUGUCACUUAAGACCUGUGUAGGAGAAUUUCUCUGGGAAUCAGCUCAGACUUCAUCUCUGCUGUCCAUAAUCUUCCACCUGGGAAACCCCUUCAAUCUUUGGUGGCCACAGAGUUCUGCUCUAUUCGGUUACUUCCGGAGAGUUCCUGAACCCCUCUUCUCCAUUCAUCCGGCUGUGGAGUUCCCUUGUUCCAGAACUUCCCUUGUCCCUAUGUAAUGCCAUCUAAUCGCUUACUCUUUUUAAUAUUUAUUUUUCACCUGUUACUUGAAACUUCCUCCCCUGCAGGCAUGUGGGCCGGGACUCGCAGAGCAUUGUGACAAAAAUCUUUACCUGAGCGGGAUCUGCUAUUUGUUUGAUGCCAAACUGCGCAACCCAGAGAGCAUAAAGACCGGAUACCAAAGUAAGGAGAAAAUGUCCCUUCACCCUGAGCAGAUCUCACAGUGGGGGAGGGUGCAGCCUAUGAAACCUUCACCCAGAAAAUUCUCAUGUUAAGCAAAGGUUGGAAACUCAGAAGAAGCUUCUGUUAUUUUAUUUUUAAAUAAAAUAGUUCCGUCUUUUGUUCUUUAGCCAUUGGUUCCGUCUUUAGAGAACAACUUCUAAAAUGUGAGCACUGUUUCAUAGGAAUGCAACUUGCAAAGUUCCUUCCAGAGAAGAGCUAGGUUAAAAGGUGAAACAAUACCUCAACCUCUUCCUAGCCUUUCCUCAAUGGACUGUUAAGAAGCAGUUUCUUGUUUCUUAAUAUUCCUGUUUGGACACAGGAAAUCUCCUCACCCAAUUGCCAGCUCUCUUGCCAGGCAAGCCAGAGUCCCAACACUUACUUGCAACUUCCCUCUUGUUUAUUUGCUUGAUUCUUUGUUUGUAUAUAGAUAUGCAUAUCCCAAUAGAUUGAAAAUGCAAGUAUUGAAAUGGAAACAAGCAAACAAAGAAUUACACUCUUUACAAAUACCAUGAGGUUAUGAGUAAAUUUUAAAUACUAUAAUUCCUGAGUAUCAAAGCAUAAACAAUAAAGAGAGAGAAAAAGGAAAACCAACUUACUUCAUGUAUUUAAUAUAGCUAAUAAGGAGAAGGUAUUAACUGGGUCAUUUUAUUUAUAUAUUUAUAAUAUUCUAUUUAUGAAGAAUUAUAUUCAUAUAUUAUAAAAUUGCAAUAAGAUAUAACCAACCAACUUUGGAACAGUAGUUCUUUAAACAUUGCCCAUUCUUGCUUGAAAUCAAUUUAUUUUCUUUUUCCCUGGUUGAACCCAAAGCAUCCAGGUAAUUUUACUUGAAGUUGGCAGUUCCCAUAGUUUAAUAAACCAUUCCUUCCCUGCCCAUAUUUCCAUCUAGACUAUAACCAAGCUCCCCAUUCGUCCCACAGAGUGCUUGAAAGGGAAUGUGGACCUGGUGUUUCUCUUUGACGGGUCAGAAAGCAUGAAAAAUAAGGAUUUCAGCAACAUUACGGAAUUUAUGAUUGAUGUGAUGGACGGACUAUACAACAGCACUGUACAUGUAAGAUAUACUUGUCGGACAUCAGAGGGUCACAGCCCAGGGCUUUGAGCAGCUGGAAAAACAAAGCAAACUUUGGAGAAGUGAGCCACAGUUUUGUUUGAUCAACCGUGGGACAACUCACAGUUAACUUGUGGUUUGUUAAACAAGCAAUGUCUUAAGCCAGCGGUUCUCAACCUGUGGGUCCCCAGAUGUUGUUGGACUACAACUCCCAUCAUCCCUGAGCUCUGGCCUUGCUAGCUAGGGGUGAUGGAAGUUGUAAUUCAACAACAUCUGGGGACCCACAGGUUGAGAAAGGCUGUCUUAAGCUAACCAUGGUUUAGUGUUACUUGUGAACCAGGUCAUUGUCCGUGGUCCUUAGUAGUACACCUUCAUCCUUCAGCCUGGGCAAAAAGGGUUAGCUUGUUUUGUGUUACUGUUUUGCCACAAUGAUGCACUCUUUCUGCUCUCCCCUUCCAGUUUGCUGCUGUGCAGUUUUCGAGCUCACCCAAAAUUGAGUUUGAUUUCAAUGAUUAUACAAGAAAUCCCAACCCUCGAGCACUCUUGAAAGGAGUGACACAUAUGAAAGGCAUUACGAACACCUUCAAGGCCAUCAGAUGUGUGGUGUGAGUAGCGUUGCUUUCAGUGGGUGGCAAAGUCAGGAAUGGGGCCCUUUGGGAAGGAGGGAGUGGGCUCUAACGGAUCAUGGGAUUAUGUGUCCUUUGACAAGAGAUACAUAAGCUAAGAACCUGCCUUGGAGCCUAGCCCCCCAACUCUAUCAUGACAGUGAGCAGAUACCAUCGGUUGUAGAGUACCAUCAUAAGGCAUAGCAGUAGCAGAGAAGUGCCGCCACUAACUAUAGGCUGUUUCAGGUUCAGAUUUUACUGUUCUUUGCAGCCAUAAACAUAAAAUGCAUACAGGAAUCAGCCUUAUUCCUGCUGCAGGGCAUGCUUUUACCCAGCUUAGAUUUCAGACUAUGUCUAUUGAAUAUUUGGCUGGUAGACUUUAUAGUAGGCAAGUAAAGGAACAUUUUUGCGAAUGCAGAAGAGGCCCAGCAGAAGAUGCCGUGCACUAUAUUUUAUACUGUCCUUCAUAUAAUUCACCAAGGAUUAAGUGUAUUCUUCCCCUUCAGGCCUCCUUACAAGGACACCCAGAGGAUUAUAAGACAAGAUGGCUGCUGGCUGCUGGCUGCUGGAUUAAGUCCUUCAGCUCUAGGGUAGCUUUAUUUACACUAGUGGCAAAAAAACAAAACAAAACUCAGGAGAGUCCUGACUUAUAUUAGUGCUAAUCAUUAAGGGAAAUUUUAAACUAAACGAAUAUUUUAAAUUUUAUUUGCAUUCUCAGGACUUAUCCCUGUUUUAUGUUCUUGGUGUUUACAGUGUGUUCUCAGAACGCUGUCUUGGGUUUGGAGGGUGGGGACCGCUUUUGACUUUUAUAAAAAGAGGCCUGGAUGUAAGUCACCCAAUAUGCCCAUCUUCUCCUGCAUUCUGAUUCCAUAGGAUUCAAAUCGUAGUACAAUACAGUGCAGCGUGAGAAAUAAAAGAAGCUUUAUAAGACACUCAAAUGAAUAUUCUGAUGACUGGCACCCACAAGAAAGCUUGUGGCAAAAUUUGAGAAAUUAGUCUUCUGUUCUGGAGGGAGUUAGAGAGAAGCAGGGGAAACUCUGUGUUUUGCUUAUACCUUGUUGAAAAUCAGUAAAAGUUCCUUAUAAGAUAAAUAAAAGCAGCAACAACUCAGUUAAAAAUCAAUAUGAAUACUUAAUGUGGACAUGCCAUGGACCACCUGGGUGAACCUUACAGACCACAGUUUGGGAAUCCAUGUUUUCAAAGGAUUUGCCUUGGUCCAGAAAAUAACUAUUCCCUUGUUUACUGAUGGCAGGGAUCAAGUUUUCAUUCCCGAGCGCGGCAUGCGGAAAGGAUCUAACAAAGUGAUAAUCAUCAUCACCGAUGGAGUUGCCACAGAUAGUGACAAUGGGGUCAUAGCCUCUGCCAAGAAAAAAGGCAUCUUGCGCCUUGCCAUUGGGGUAAAGUACCUAGGAGUUGUGUCUCAGCUUUGCAGGAUAGUGCUUAAGUUCUCCAAGGCCCAAACAGAAAACAGCCGGCAGGAGGCUGGAGGAGGUGCAGGAAAGUGGCUGUGGCGGCUGCGCUACCCCACACAUCAGCUGUUCGGUGGGGAGGCUGAGCAGCGCAAACAGAGCCUUGCUGUGCCUCCAGUCUAUUUGGGGCUUCAUCCGCCCUCACUGACAUCCUGUUCGGGCUCCGGGGAGGGUCUUCUCACCAGUCCCAAGGACUCUCUAUCACAUUCCCACCAUUUCUGCAUUUGAAUUAAAUUAUUUAAUUCCCAGCGCUGCACGUAUAUGUGGCCGCACGUGAGUCGAUCACUAAGCAUAAGUGGGGGGGGCGGACACCUGUAUAGACUCCCCACUGCCAAGUCCUACCUUGGUUUGCCUCAUCUGGUCCUUCCUUGUCUCUCCAGAUUGGGCAUUAUUUUAACACCGAAGAAGCUCAGGAUAAUCUCCGGGAAAUUGCCUCAGAACCCACAGACCAGUUUGUGAAGGUGCUGGCCACUUUUGAGGAGCUCAGAGGCAGUUUCAACGACCUCCAGUCUAAGAUCUAUGCGAUUGAAGGUGUUUAUUUGGGUUCAUGGAUUAGUCACUGGUUUGGCUGGGUUGGGUUGGAUGGGAUGGGAUGGAGAAGAGGGAAUGGUAGGGAACCCUGUCUUUCAAAACGAUAUCUUAACAAGCACCCAAAGCUCACCAGCAGAGUACUGGUCAAUCUGGAACUUUUGUGGGCAGGGCCAGAUUAAGACACGCUGCGGCCCGUAUCAAAUUUAAAAGGCUCUUUAGCAUUACCAAAAAGAAAUGGGUUUUAUUCUUUUAUUUUUAACCAAUUAUGUACGACUUGAAAUGCAGAUUUUUUGUUUUUUGUUUUGGUAUUUAGAGGCCACAUGUCUGAAGCCCUGAUCUGUAAUUUACUUUGCUUGUGUGUAAACCCAGAACUGUCUCUUGGGGCCGCCCCCUGUGGUACAGCUGUCCAGCACAUACCCUCAGGGAUUGGUUCAGGUGGUCCCAUGAACCAUAUGGGCAUAUCUGUGGAAAAGAUCCUGUGGGCAUCACCUGGUGGCAGAGAUUAAUUUUGGGAAGUGAGGUUGCAGGCCACCAACUUGUCCAAAAGACAGAUGGACCCUCUGAACUAGAAGCCACCCUGUCCACUCAUUUUGCUUGCGCACUUGCUGGGGGUAACCUGGCAGUAAGGUGAGUGCACCCUGGCCAUGCUCAGAGGGCCACACUCACCAUCUGCAUGCAGCAAUGGUGAAGUUCAAUCAUUAUCUACUAAAUUUGGUCACCUGUUCACAAUUUCACGACUCAGUUUCCUGUACUCCAUAGUUGUACUUUCUCAGCGCUCAUCCACACUUCCGUUUGCCCUGCCACUUUCCCCAAGGAAAACCCACAGUUUAGUACUGAAUUGGAACAAAUGGCCAUUGGUGGGUUUUUUGGCAGAUUGCUGUUUGUACUGAUUUAGCACUAAAGAGUGGGUUUUAUGGGAGGAAGCAGGGAGGGAAAGGGAAAACCUGUUCUUAGAAAGCAUGGGACAAGCAGAAUUGUUUACAGAUCCUCAGCUGAAGCAGCUGAAUCUCAGCCUCAUCUGCGGUGGGAGGUUUAUACAAAUACAUCUCUCUCUCUCCCCCACCUACCCCACCCAAUCUGUGUACAUUACAGGUACCAGUGAUACUGGCUCGUUCCACCUGGAGUUGUCAUCGAGUGGACUCAGUGCUGACAUAUCCCAGGUGAGCCAGAACUGUGGAACUCAGUGCCUCUUGGUGCAAUCUGCUUUGAAAAGCAGAGCGUAAACUUCUGGAACAAAUAAAUUAAAAGAAAUCUUUUUGUAGGUACCUGCUCAGCAGUAGGUCCUACUGAGCUCAUUGGGAGAUCACUCCCUGGCAAACGCAUGUAGGGAUUGCAGCCUGCAGGGUAAUGUCCGGUGCCAUUAUUUAUUUCCAUUUCCAUUUCUGAAUGGCUUCCUGCAAAGCCAUUUUGCAAUAUGUUAAAAAGCAUAAAACAAAACAGUUGCUUAUAUAUUAACAAUUAAAAAGAGCGGCAUAUGCUAAAUCCAGUACAGAUGAUGAAUGGGAUAAAAAAAUCUCUGCUUAGAAGCCUUGCUGAAAACUUGUCUCCUAAGCAUUGAUAUUGAAAUUGUUUCUUUCUUCCUUUUUCUCUCCAUGUCUCUCUCCCCUAUGGCAGGGCCGGGUGGUUUUGGGUGCUGUGGGUGCUGACAACUGGGCAGGGGGCCUGCUAGAACAGCAGAAGGGUUUGGCCGGUGAAAAGUUCAUCACGACUCCCUCAGUCAGGAAGGAGAUGGAAGGUGCCUACUUGGGUGAGUAGAGAAGGCCUUCCUUUCUCUGGGCCUCUGCACCAUCUCCCCCAUUAACUGGGCCUUUAUUUUCCAGCUCUGUGCACUGAGCACAUAUGUGUUGUUUGGGGUUUUUUGUUUGUUUGUCUGAACAGGGCUGUAUAUAGCUAUCUUUCCUAUGGACAGUUAUUUUUCCUACAUAGAGUUGGCAGCCAUACUGACCUUCCUCCAAGGUAGUCCAGCAGUGGGGGAAAGAGAAGGCCGCCAACCUUCCAGCGGUGCCUUCUAAGUGCGUUUCUUAUUGAAACACACAUGAAAGUGAAGGCCACGCCUUCAUCUGCCUCCCAGCUGAUGUCACAUGUGAUGGAGCAGGGCAGGAGAGGGGGUUUGGGGUGGGGGAACUGCCGCACGGGCCAAAUUAGGGCUCCUACCAGGCCUAAUUAAGCCUGUGGAGGCCAGAGAUUUCCCCUCCCUGUUGUAGACAAUUGCGGGUUUUGGUAUUUGUAAAAUUAUCAAUUAAGACCAGAAACGCGAAAUGCAGUUACAACAGUGACAGCGUAACUUCAUAGCUGUCAAGUGUCCCUUAUUUGAAGGGACAGUCCCUUAUUCCAGCGCCAUGUCCUGCUGCUGUCCCUUAUGAUGGAUGUCCCUUAAAUGAUGUCCCUUAAAUUUCAAAGGAAGCAGCUCCUCUCCCUCCCUGCCGGCCAGGGAGGAGGGAGGCUCCAACUGUGUUGCUUGGCUGCGUUGCUCACCCAAUAAGAAGUCUAAGGACGACUGGGGGGUGGAGCUUGCAUGCCUUGUGUGUGGCUAGUUAAUGCAAGCUGAGGGGGUUUUGAAUGCUGGAUGCCAUUUUGUUGCACGUGCUGCUGCAAACUUUGCAGUGCAAAGCCAGGCCGGGGAGCCAUCUUAAGUUGAGGCUGCAUAGGCCUUGUGGUGCAUGGGAUUCAGAUUCUAUUCAGUUGAACCUCUGGUUACAAAGUUGGUUGGACAGUGUUCUCGAAGCUACCAGCAUGAGUUUGACCAGACUGCAGGAGGACAGGAAGACUGGAGUGCCUGGAACAGGUGAGGCUGCAGGUCCCUUAUUUUGGCUGCUGGUCCCUUAUUUUCAAGGCUGCUGGUCCCUUAUUUUCAAAGUUGACAGCUUCUGUAAGUUGACAGCUAUGCGUAACUUGCACGUCACUGCAGUGUUACGCACCACCCUGAUCGCUAAGCAGUAAGAGACUCUAGAGGUUCCCAGAAUUUACCCAGGGUUUGGUUUCCUUGGAAUGAAGCUCAGUAGAGACGGUGGUGUCUUUAAGAUAUAUGACUUUAUUUACAUGUGUAUACAACUUGAAGGAAGGGUGGAGGGGCUCACAGCAGUAACUCUCCCACUGAACUUGCUGCAGACUGACCCCACCCCACCCUAACUCAUAAUAGUAGGAUGCCUCGGGCUUUUACCAAUACCUAAGGGUUAAUCCAUGGGUAGGCAAACUAAGGCCUGGGGGCCGGAUCUGGCCCAGUCGCCUUCUAAAUCCAGCCCGCUGAUGGUACGGGAAUCAGCAUGUUUUUACAUGAGUAGAAUGUGUGCUUUUAUUUAAAAUGCAUCUCUGGGUUAUUUGUGGGGCAUAGGAAUUUGUUCAUAUCCCCUCCCCCAAAUAUAGUCUGGCCCUCCACAAGGUCUGAGGGACAGUGGACCGGCCCCCUGCUGAAAAAGUUUGCUGACUCCUAGGUUAAUCUCAAAUUAACGAAAAGCCAAGGGGAUCUUGGGCAAAUGGAGGAGGAAGGGAGAAAGGAAUACAUACCUGGUAAUUGUUUUGUUGUGAGGAAGUGGGGUGGGUGGGGCAGACUUUGAGUGCCUUUUGGCCUCAGCUGUGGGGGAAGUGCCUUUUGACAACAGGUUCCUUUUUCUCUGAGGCUCUUGGCCCCCUCUCUGAUCACAGGGGGCCUAAAGAAGCUCGCUUUCUCCCAUCUUUCACAAGAUUCAUGGAUCUGAUAGGGGAGAAAGCUUCAUUGCCUUUUUGCACGUUGAAAGCAGGACUUGACCACCCAGAGUUGGGGUGGUUAGAGAUGCUGGGCUUGCUCUGAACUUAAGUUUCUGAGAGCUCUUAGCAAUUUUAUAGAUCUCUGUGUUGCAAAACGCAGGGCAAAGUGUGUGUGUUGUGUAGAAAUGCCCCUAGUCUAACCUUUUCCUUUGGUAUCGCCACCUGAUGGUUCUUUUUUCUUUUCUUUUCUUUUCUUUUCUUUUCUUUUCUUUUCUUUUCUUUUCUUUUUUUUUCAGGGUAUGCACUGAAAUUUCUACACCAUCAACAGAGAGAGCUCUAUGCUGCUGGUGCCCCUCGAUAUCAACAUGUGGGAAGAGUCCUCAUAUUUGAGGUCAACUCCAGCACAACCAAUUGGACAUUAAAGCAGGACAUUCCAGGGCAGCAGGUGAAGAAAACAGGGCUCCUAGAGCUGGGAGGGUCUGGACAUUCUGGUCAACUUUGAUGCCAGGAACGAGGCAAAAGGAUGAUUAUGGCCCAGUAGGACCAAAAGAGUCCCCUCAUUUUGCAGAGCUGAUGAGGCUGCAUACACACACCCUGCGCCCCUUGUGCUUUUACCACUGGUAUACAUGCAUUAGCCACAAUCUUUAUCUAUCCUGUUGUUUCUUAUGAAAUAAUACAUUUCGAUGAGUAAUUCCCAAAGCAACCUCAGCCUGAAUUGAGAAAAAGAACAACUUGGUUAGGUUUUGUUUUUUUUUAAUGAUAUUUAUUAAAGUUUCAAAGAAAAGAUUACAUAGAUAAACAGAAAAGAAAAAGGGAAAAAAAUAAAAAAGAAAAAAUUACAAAAUACAGAAAAAAGAUAAAAAACACUUAAAAAAAACAAAACACAUCGAUCUUUCCAUAACUUACAUUUCAUUUCCUUACUUCCCUGACUUCCUCACACCUCCCUUUUUUGUAUUUCAGUUCUAUUAGUUAAUUCAGCAAUUCCUUUCCCUCUUUGUUUUUAUCUUAGUCCUUUAACUUAACAUAUUAUAACUUUAGAUUCUCAUCUGUUAACAAUCCAUUUGUGCAUACACCUUUAUAACAUCGCUGCUAAGACCACUUAAUUUCAUUCUGACAUCAUUCUAACAUUCAUUAAUUUUGCAGUAUUUCUGUGGAUAAUCUUUGAAUUUCUUCCAAUCUUCUUCCACCGACUCUUCUCCCUGGUCUCGGAUUCUGCCAGUCAUUUCCGCCAGUUCCAUAUAGUCCAUCACCUUCAUCUGCCAUUCUUCCAGAGUGGGUAAAUCUUGUGUCAUCCAAUACUUUGCAAUAAGUAUUCUUGCUGCUGUUGUAGCAUACAUAAAGAAAGUUCUGUCCUUCUUUGGCACCAAUUGGCCGACUAUGCCCAGGAGAAAGGCCUCUGGUUUCUUCAGAAAGGUAUAUUUAAAUACAGUGGUGCCCCGCAAGACGAAUGCCUCGCAAGACGGAAAACCCGCUAGACGAAAGGGUUUUCCGUUUUGGAGGUGCUUCGCAAAACGAAUUUCCUAUGUGCUUGCUUCGCAAGACGAAAAUGUCUUGCGAGUUCCUGCAGGGUUUUUUUCCUUUUUCCCUUUUUCCCAAGCCGCUAAACCGCUUAUCAGCUGAUGGCUAAGCCGCUUAACAGCUGAUGGUAAGCCGCUUAUCAGCUGAUCGUUAAGCCGCUUAUCAGCUUAUCGUUAAGCCGCUUAUCAGCUGAUCCUUAAGCCGCUUAUCAGCUUAUCGUUAAGCCGCUUAUCAGCUGAUCCACUAAGCCUGCUAAGCCGCUAAUACUGUAGCACUAAUCCGCUAAACUGCUAAUGGGCUUGCUUCGCAAGACGAAAAAACCCGCAAGACGAAGAGACUCGCGGAACGGAUUCUUUUCAUCUUGCGAGGCACCACUGUACCUUUUUCAUUUCAUUAUAGAUCAUCUCCCAGAAAGCCUUAAUCCUUGGGCACGUCCACCAAAGGUGAAAGAAUGUACCUUCAGUUUCUUCACAUUUCCAACAUUUAUUAUCGGGCAAAUGAUAGAUUUUUGCAAGCUUGACUGGUGUCAUGUACCACCUAUAUAUCAUUUUCAUAAUAUUCUCUCUUAAGGCAUUACAUGCCGUAAACUUCAUACCUGUGGUCCAUAACUGUUCCCAGUCAGCCAUCAUUAUGUUAUGUCCAACAUCUUGUGCCCAUUUAAUCAUAGCAGAUUUAACUGUUUCAUCCUGAGUAUUCCAUUUCAACAGCAAGUUAUACAUCUUUGACAAGAUCUUCGUUUUGGGUUCUAACAGUUCUGUUUCUAAUUUUGAUUUUUCCACCUGGAAGCCAAUUUUCUUGUCCAAAUUAUAUGCCUCCAUUAUCUGAUAAUAAUGAAGUCAAUCUCGCACUUUAUUUUUUAGUUUUUCAAAACUCUGCAGUUUCAAUCUGUCUCCCUCUUGUUCCAGAAUUUCCCAAUAUUUUGGCCAUUUGGCCUCCUUAUUGAGCUUUUUCAGAGCUUUCGCUUCCAUCGGUGACAGCCACCUUGGGGUUUUAUUUUCCAGUAGGUCUUUAUAUCUUAUCCAGACAUUAAACAAUGCUUUCCUGACAAUAUGAUUUUUAAAUGCUUUAUGUGCUUUGACCUUAUCAUACCACAAAUAUGCAUGCCAUCCAAAUACAUUGUCAAAACCUUCUAAGUCCAAAAUGUCUGUGUUUUCAAGAAGCAGCCAUUCUUUCAGCCAGCAAAAAGCUGCUGAUUCAUAAUAAAGUUUAAGGUCUGGCAGGGCAAAUCCACCUCUUUCCUUUGCAUCCGUUAGUAUUUUAAAUUUUAUUCUAGGCUUCUUGCCCUGCCAGACAAAUCUAGAAAUAUCUCUCUGCCACUUCUUGAAGCAAUCCACUUUGUCCAAAACUUGCAAUGUUUGAAACAAAAACAACAUUCUAGGCAAUACAUUCAUUUUUAUCGCAGCAAUACGGCCUAGCAGUGAAAGCUUCUAAUUUGACUAAAUUUCUAAGUCUUUUUUCACUUCAGCCCAGCAUUUUUCAUAAUUGUCUUUGAAUAGAUUCCCAUUUUUUGCUGUCAUGUUAAUCCCCAGGUAUUUCACUUUCUUAACCACUGUUAAACCUGUCUCAUUCUGAAACCUCUCUUUCUCAAUCACAGUUAAGUUUUUCUCUAAGACCUUUGUUUUUAACUUAUUCAAUUUAAAUCCUGCAACCUGACCAAAUUCUUGAAUCAGUUCCAAAACCCUUUUAGUACUAGGUUCUGGCUCCUGCAAUGUCAAUACUAAGUCAUCUGCAGAUGCUCUCAGUUUGUACUGUUUAGCUCCGACUUGUAUACCUUUAACCAAUUGGUCCUUCUAAUCAUAUUCAGCAGGACCUCCAGGACCGAUAUAAAUAGCAACGGGGAGAUUGGGCAACCUUGUCGUGUCCCUUUUUCUAUCUUAAAUUCCUCCGUCACCACAUUAUUUACAAUUAAUUUAGCCUUUUGUUCUGAGUAAAUUGCACUUAUACCGUUUUCAAAGCCUUGGCCUACCCCCAUCCCCUGUAGGUUCUUCUUCAUGAAACUCCAAGAAAUAUUGUCAGAGGCUUUCUCCGCGUCCACAAAUAUCAAAACUGCCUUGGUAUUUAUAUUCACUUGUAGUUUUUCUAAAAUAUUGAUUAUGUUUCUCACAUUGUCAGACAAAUGUCUACCCGGGAGAAAGCCUGCUUGAUCUUUAUGUAUCUCUUCCAUUAGGACUCUUUUUAGUCUUUUAGCCAAAAUGUCUGCAAAGAUUUUGUAAUCCACAUUGAGCAGUGAUAUGGGGCGGUAGUUCUUAAGUUGGGUCUUUUCAGCCUCUAUUUUCGGUACAAGUGUAAUAUACGCUUCUUUCCAUGACUCUGGUGCCCUUUUCCCACCCAUUAUUUCGUUACAGACUUCCUUUAAAGGUUGUACUAACCAUUCCUUCAAGGAUCUGUAGUAUCUAGAAGUCAGUCCAUCCGGUCCUGGAGAUUUACUUAGUUGCAUAUUCUGAAUGGCACCUUCUACCUCCUGUUCAGUUAUUUUAUAGUUCAGCAUUAAUUUAUUUUCUUGAGAGAUUUUUUGUAAUCCAUUUGUUUUCAAAAAUCGGUCUACAUCAAUUUCUUUCUGUGGCCCUUGUGUAUAUAGUUGUUUAAAAUACCUCUGGAAACAAUUUCUAAUCUCAACUGGGUUCUGUAUAUUCCUUCCUUCCACUUCUAAAUUUGUGACAGUAUUUAGUUUUUGUCUUUUUUUCAUUUGCCAAGCCAACAAUUUCCCACAUUUAUUAGCCGACUCAAAUGUCUUUUGUCUCAUUUGUUUAAUUUUCCAUUCUAUCUCCUGAUUCAUCAUUUUCAUGUAUUGUACUUGAUAUAACUUUAUUUCUCUCAAAAUCUCUUGCGACUUUGGUUUUGCUCUCAAUUUCUUUUCACUUUCCUUUAUUUUCUCCAAUAGUUUAUCCUUCUUCUCAUUUUGGAUUCUCUUCUUUAAUGCAUUCUGUUGUAUCAAGAACCCUCUCAUAACAGCUUUGCUUGCGUCCCAGAUUACUCUUUUUUCAACAUUGGUGUUCAUAUUUAUCUCAAAAUAGUCUCUCAAGGUUUUUUGGGCCUUCUUAAUGACUUCUUCAUCUCUAAAUAAGGCAUCAUUCAUCCUCCAUCUGAAGGAGCCAGUUGGUGUUAGUUUCAUCUCCAUCUUAACAGCAUUAUGGUCGGAGCAGGUUUUUGGGCAGAUUUCCGCUUUUCUUGUCUUUGGUGCCAUUCCUCUAGUUAACCAUAUUUGGUCAAUUCUUGUCCAUGUCAGUUUGGCUUCAGAAAAGAAGGUUCCCUCUCUGGCCAGGGGAUUCUUUGUUCUCCAGAUAUCAACUAAGUCCAAGUUGUCUGUCAUCUCAAAAAAAGGUUUUCGGUAGUCUACCAUCCUUAGUGACUACCUGUCUUUGUGCCUUGUCCAUAUGUGUAGAUACCACUCCAUUCAUAUCUCCCAUCAAAAUUACAUUAUAGUCCAAAUAAUCCAUUAAGGUCUCAUGCAACUUUUUAAAGAAUUCAGAUUUCCCCUCAUUUGGUGCAUAAACUCCUACUAUUAAGAAUUUCUCUCCUUGUAUUUGAAUUUCAAUUGCCACAAAUCUUCCUUGAUCAUCUUUGAAGGUAAAUUUCGGUAAUAGUCUCUCCUUUGCAUAAAUCACUACUCCUCUUUUUUUAACUUUAUCCGAAGAAAUAAAUUCCUGGCCCAGUCUUUCGUUAAUCAAUACUUUCCUAUGUAACCUUGUUACAUGUGUUUCCUGUAAGCAAAUCAAGUCCAAUUGUUCCUUUUUUAAUAAAUGAAACACAGAUUUCCUUCUCUGAGGGGAGUUGAGACCAUUACAAUUCCAACUUAAUAGUUGCAGUGCCAUGAUGUAGUUACUUUACUUCUCCUCCAACUGCACCAAGUGCCUGUUCCUGUUCUGUCGGUGGUAUCACCUUCUCCAGGCGGUCUUUUAAUUCAAAAGGUAGUCUUGGUAUGUCUAAAGUUCCUCUUUCUAGUAUUCUUGACUCAUCUCCAGCUCCUUUCUGCAGGUCUUCUCCGUGGUCUCUCAGAAAUCUUUCUUUGUCGUCCUCUGAUCUUAUUUUUGUCUUUCUUCCUUUGAAACUAAAGGAAAGGCCUUGGGGGAAUUCCCACCUAAAGAUAAUUUUGUUGCUUCUCAGCAGGGCAACCAAGUCUCUAUAGUUGGAUCUAAGGUCCAAAAGAUAUUUCGGAAUGUCCUUAAAUAUCUCCACCUUUGACUGAUGUAUUUCCAAAGUCUUCUUGAAGUGCAGACUCAAGAUUUUGUCUCUCUCCUCUUUUGUUCGGAGGGUGAUCAAACAGUCUCUCACCCUGUUCUUCUUCCCUCCUCUUCCAAGCCUGAAAGCGCUCACUAUCUUAAAGUUGUCCUUCUCCAAGUCUGGAUUCCAAAAGUCUGCAAAUUCCUGGGUAAGAAAAUCAGUCAAGUUGUCUUUCUCAAGUUCAGGUACGGCCCUGAUCCUCAAAUUCAUUUGUUUCUCCUUCAAUUCAAUCGUAGACAGUAUUAACCUGUGGUCUUCAAGUUGCUUGUGUAUCAGCGGUAUCUUCUCUUCUACAGCAACUGCUAUUUCCUUUGCUUUUUCAUCUGUCUUUCGGGUCGAAGUAGAUUCCUGUAGCAAUUUCUCAAUAGUUUCUGUGUUAGUAUUUACCUUCUGUCCCAAAUUGUUAAUACUUGUGGUAUUUUGAUCAAUUUUAACUGAUGCUUCAGCUACUUGUUUACUUAUUUUUUCCAGAGAUUCAUUAAUUUUGCCUAGUGCCUGAGCUAAAGCAUCUUCGGAUGCCAUUCCUUUGGGUUUAGAUUGUACCAAUGCAGCCCCUGUUGGUAAGCCAGAAGGGCCAGAAGGGCCAGAUGUUGAUGCUCUUUGCUGCAGCCCAACGUCUGGGCGAAAUGAUCUACCAGACCUCGUUGUUUUUUCCUGAAGCAAAUCUAUUUUCUCUUUUCCAUUUGCCAUAACACUCUAGAUAAGGCCCAAGGUCAAUCCCACGACCAGAAUUUGUUUUGAAGUGGAAAAUUCCCCUGGCCCAGUUAUUGUUGUAACAGUUUCAAACUUCCUCUAGGGGGACACAGUAGCAGUCCAAAGUUGUUACCUUAAAAUAAAUAACCUUUUUUCUUUUAAUCCCCUCAGUUCACAAAAUAGACGACAGUUUCAAUUUUCAGUUAUUUUCCAGUUACUUUGAAACCAGGAGAAGCCGGCCAAAAAUAUUGUAUCCCACUUGUAUCUCACUUGCAGAGUUAGCUGUCAGAAAGUACUUUCACCAAUAGCGCAUUUCACAGUACGGCAUUCUUAUUGUCAUUGGCAGCCCGUUCCCAGGGUUUAAGCGGUGGAUUUUAGCUUCCUUUUCUCUCUUUUUGCAGGGAAAUACAGUUCACACCUUCCCCCUCCUUUCCUGCAAACAAGGGGGGAAAUCGCUUGUUUUGAUGAUAGAAUUAUAGUCCUUUUCAAACGUCUUUCAAGGUUUUAGCUUGCCAGUUCAUUGCUUUACUCUAUUUACAAGGAACGGGAGGCAGACUUCCUGUUUGUGCCUCUCCGCUUCGGUAUCAAAUUACUUCUUUAUUCUUAGUUCUCUUUAAUUCCCAAAUUAGCCUACUCACGGAUCGUUGUUUUGUAGCCAAAUUGUCACAGGAAAAAGGUAGCGCUCUCCGGUAACGGCUGUGCGGCUUCGCUCCACGGAAGAAGCAGUUGACUCACAGCACCGCGCCGCUUCCCCGCUUCACUCCGGAACCCGUAAUCGGGCUCCUUUGCAAAUUGGGGGGGCGCAAAAGGUGCCCGCCGAGUCCCACGGUCACAGGCUUCACCCGCCUGUGAUUUUUGGAGGGUCCCCGCUUCGCUGUAGCGGUACAGACCUGAUUUCCACAGAGCCGGUCCCCUCCGAGUCAGAGGGAAUCCGCCAUUACCGAUGGCGCCACCCCGGAAGUGACUUGGUUAGGUUUUAAGCCAGUAAUGUGUUCACAGCCCCAGCAGCAGCGAGAGCCAAAGGGUAGCAGCUGCCACACUAAAGGCUGGGUGGUAUUUGCAGGAUACCCCAUCUUGCAAUACACAACGAUUGGAAAUUGUGUGUGAGAGAGAGGGGUGGGGUGGGGGGGGUAGAGAGAAUAUUUUAGUUCCAGUUAUAUUUUGGUUCCAAGCUGCAUAGGGCUUUGUACACCAAAUAGCAGCACCUUGUACCUUGUAUGUCAGCUAAGUGGCAGCAAGUGCAUUUCUGUUGUUGUUAUAAAAUUUAAAUUUAUGCUGCCCUUCAUCCAAAGAUCUUAGGGCAGUUCACAGGAUAAAAAUAUAGGAGAAAUGCACAAAAUAAAUAGUUUAAACAAAACAAAAUAAUAACCCCUCCCCCUCCCACGAACACAUUUAAAAGCCUGUAGAAUAUUAAUCAGCCAAACGCCUGGUUGAAGAGGAACAUCUUCAUUUGGGGCCUAAAGAUGUAUAAUGAAGGUGCCAGAUGAACCUCCCUGGGGAGAGCAUUCUACAAAUAGGGAGCUGCUGCGGAAAAGGCCCAGUCUCAUGUUGCCACCCUCCAGACCUCUCGUGGUGGACACACACACACAGAAGGGCCUCAGGUGAUGAUCACAUGGUCUGGGUCAGGUCAUAUGGGGAGAGCCACCUAGGUCACUAGUUGGCCUUAGGCAAGCAGCACUCAGGCUCAGGCUCUGAGGCCCCGGAUCUGCAAGAUGUGUGUAUGUUUGAGGAUGACAAUACUGACUUCCCUUACAGGGUUGUUGAAAGGAUUGCAGCUAGAGAAUGCAAAUAAAGUGCUCUGAACGGGCUGUAUAAAUCUUAAGCAUUAUAAAGCACAUCUUGAGGCAACCUUUGUGCAAGGGCCACCCCUUUCACCCCGGAUGUUUAAAUAUUUCUUUUGCAGAUUGGAUCAUAUUUUGGGGCAGCGCUCUGCUCUGUGGACGUAGAUGGCGAUAAGGAAACAGACCUCCUCCUUGUUGGAGCCCCUCAGUAUUUCACAGAGAUGAGAGGGGGCCGGGUUUACGUGUACACCUGGAAGCAGGUGAGCAGAGCUGUGUGUGUCCUGUGCACCUGUGCAGGAAUCCCGCGUUGUCUCACAGAAUCAGUGGUUUUGAAAGACAGCAGCCUUUCAAGGGCACCUCUCUUUCCAGGGUACACUUGUUCGCCAGGGGGAGCUGACUGGGGAUCCAGGAUACCCCUUGGGCAGGUUUGGAGCUGCCAUCGCAGACCUGUCAGAUAUCAGUGGGGAUGGACUGAUGGAUGUGGCCGUUGGAGCCCCCUCGGAAGACGAAGAGAGAGGAGCUGUCUACAUCUACAACGGACACGAGAAAACCCUGCAGAUGCAGUACAGCCAGGUAACCAAAUAGGGCUACAGCACUAACUGGCCUGCCCAUGUGCCGUGAGGGUGGAAGAACCACUACAGGAAAUGAAGGAAUGUUAGUAAUGAAAUGCUCCUCUGCCCACCAAGGAGCCUUCCUCCUACUUUCACUACAUGCUCUGAGUCUUGCUCAGAACAGGGACUCGCACAGAACCAUGGAGGUGGGGUAAUUCUUAAAGGUUCACAUUCUAAAAAUAAACUUUGGGGGGAGGGUGUGUGCGCGCACACAUAAUGGCAAUGUGUGCCCUUGGUUUUAAUUGGGAGGGGAAAGAGUGUGGAAUCUUGGGAGCCUUAAGAGUUGGGGUGGGGAAGCCUGCGGCACUCAAUAUCGGGGUUGGGGAGCCUCUUUGAAUUUGUCCACCUGUCGAUCACAGUAAGUCAUUUGGCAUAUUGCAAUGCCAGGUUAUUGAACUGUCAAACUUCAGCUGCGCAGGGUGUGGGAGAUCCAGAUUCUCCCAGCCCUGCUUUAGCUGAUGCCAAAAACUCAUAAAAAUUAGCACCAGUCAUUAAGCUGUAGGAAGAAGCGCAAUUUCUUUUGGCUUGUAUUUGAUCUGUUCGUCCUCCUGAAUGGUCACAUUGCCUCUUUGCAUCAUUCUAGCCAGUAGCAUUUCUCUCCCACAGAGAAUUUCAGGAGCCAGAAUUUCUCCUGGCUUGGUCUUCUUUGGACAGUCUAUCCAUGGAAAGAGGGACCUCAAUGGAGAUGGCCUCACCGACAUUGCCGUGGGAGCUCUGGGGAAGGUUGUGGUGCUUCGGUGAGUGGCUCUGCGAGAACCAAGACUCUUGCGCUCUCCCAGAGGGCAGCUGGGGAGUCUAAUGAGUUUGUGGUUAGGGCAUCCAAUCAGUAAUCAGUUCAGCUUUUUCAUUUUCUGUCAGAGGCAACCUGUUGCCUUCAACCUAACACCAUGUCAGAGCCAGAGAACCCUGGGAAAUGUAGUUUGUUAAGGGUUCUGAGAUUUGUUAGGAGACUCCUAGUCCCUUCACAAAGCUACAAUUAUCAGAGUUCCCUCGGAAGAGGAAUUGAUUGUUAAAACCACUCUGGCAACUGUUGCUCUAUGAGGAAAAUAGGGCUCAGUCCCCACUGAAUUCAUUUGCAGUUUAUUUACCCCCAUCCAGGUACCAGUUUAGGACAUGCACCAUCUACCCUGAUUCAGAUGUUGCAGAGAAAUAGAGCUGGCGGGGGUUUAUCAUCAGCAUGCUGGUGACCCCUUGCUCCAAAUCUAACGACUGUCCUCACCUUGGGGGCCCCAAAGCCAGAACAUAAACAUUUCUCUUAAAUAAAACAACAACCCAAGUUGCCGUCUCUGGUUCCUGCAGCUCCAGACCCAUCAUUACCGUGGUGACAAAGGUGCACUCCUCGCCCAAGGAAAUCCCACGGGAAGAUGUGGAGUGUCUGGGUGAUGCCAGCACCUGGAAGAAUCUGGUGGUCGACCUCAGCAUCUGCUUCAGCACUAGCUUGGCCACCAAGCACUACCAAGGUGAGGGUUACCAGGGAAUCGUGGACCUUGCCUUGAGCCUAAUCCUGCUGUCACCCACAUCUGCAGCAUAGAGGACUGACCUGGGGGCUGAGGCAUAACCUGUUCCCACAGUAGCUGUCUUUCCCCAAAAAGUAUCCCACAUAUUCCACACUACCUGUUCUGUCUGAAAUUGGUACCUUUUGUUCACCUCCCUCACCUUUUAUACAAAAUUCAGACAACGGCCUCGCCAAGCCACUGCAUCCCAGCAUUUUCUGUGCUGUCCUCUCAUUUUUUCCAGACCAAUUGGUAGUGAUUAUUGUUCCACUUAAAAUUUGUAACUGCAGUACCAGUUUACUUCCCUUGCAUGCAAAGACAGGCUCCAGCGGAUGGAGAGGAUGAGACUAACAGUGGGUCCUGUUGUCAGGAAGGCGGUUUCUGCAUGUGCUGUGGAGGGAAGUGAGGGGCAGAUGGGACUCAUCAACCUGGGAAGGUAGCCCAAUUAGGAGAAGGAAAACACUGAGCCUAAGGCUAAGGAGUAAACCCUACACAAAUCCAGAGUGGAGUCCCUAAAACAGACAGCACCUUGUAUACCUCCUUCUGGCAACUCCUGCUGCCAAGCUGGUGCCAAACAUCUUGCUGUGCUUUCCUUUGGACCACAUAAGCGAGGCCAAGAGGGGGUCUUGUUGUCUGGGCAGCCCAGGACCUCCAUACAUACUGCCCAGACUUAUGCUCCAGGGAGGUCACUUUGAUGCUAUUUAUGCAAUGGACUUCAUCCCCGGAUGCCCACUCCAUUGUCUCUUGAGACAAACAAGUGUCAUAAAAAAAAGGACCAGUUUGCUCGGCUGUUUGACUGGCAGAGCACUGCAAGGCCUUUAAGAACUGCUGUGCCUUGAUUUCAAAGCAUCCUCUUCGCUGCUUGUGCUCUUUUCAGUGCUUUCUGUUUAGUGCAACAGGAGCAUUCUUGAUGAAUAGCCCCAUAACUGGAUUUGCAGUUCCUUUCAGCGGGGGUCUUCAAUUACUGGUACACUGAUUGUUUUUAUUUUUGAAAUAGCACUAUUUCCCUCUGAAAGAAAAAUGAAAAUAAGAAAAAUAUGAAGGGGAUUGGGGGUGGGGGAACCACACUAUUUGGAUCAGGAACUGAAUUAUUACAAAACAAUCAAAGGUCAAUUAAUAAGCAAUGAUGCUACAGUACCAAACAAGAAACAGAAAGAGGCAACAGCGGUAAGGAGGCAGCUACUAAUUAACAUUUCGGUGGGUUCUUGCUGGACAGGAAUUACUUCUGACAAAACAAGGAUCUUGGCAUAAAAUAGCACCCUACCCCAUCUCCCCCAAUAUUUCCUCCAUGUGGUCUUCAUCCUGCUAUCCUUCCACUCAAGAGUGUUGGCUGUCUUUUGUCAUCAGUGCAUCAUCCCUUUAUAUGCAUAAUCUCUCUCCCGCUUUCCCUCCAGGACCCCUCUCUCCCAAGCUCUCCUUCCGCUUCGAGAUCGACCGGAACAGGAUGAGGCACCGAGGAGUGUUUAAGAAUGGCACAAAAGUCACAGAUGGGGUGAAGGAACUCUCUCUGGGAGAAGUGUGCAUACAGGAGAGCAUUCUCUUCAAGGUAAACAGAGGGUUGUCCUCACUUUCAUGAAGCUUCACCUGGGGUGAGAUAUGGCAGCUGUCUACACAGUCAUCUAUUGUGUGUUGCUGAAGAUGCGGCUGCUUCUGGGGUGGGUGCCCAAGAACCCCUCUUAUGAGAGUUCUGGCUUCAAUAUCUGUAAGGGUGGUGCAUGAAGUUAUCUGCCAGCUGCCUCCAUUCCUUUUCAGAGCUGCAUUGAGGAUUACAUAUCGCCUAUCAAGCUCUUUAUGAACUUCUCUCUUGGGCGUGACAACAACCCUAGCAAUGGACACCCUAGACCUGUUCUGAGCCCCCUAAGUAACGCAGUGACGGUGGAGGUGAGAGGACUCCUGAUACCUUGAAAGUAGGAUUACAGGGACCAUCCAGGUGGCCUUUUUACUCUGCAUUCACGAUGAUUUGUGGUCAUGAUCGUAAUGGGGCGGUUAGACACCAUCCUGGUUUACGCCUACAAAAAAAAUUGGGAUAGGUUUUUCAUUUCCAGUCAGCGCAUGGAAUCCUGUGGAAUCCAGCUGAAAUCCUGUAACUUUUUAUGCCGCAAAUGUUUUCAGGGUGUUGUUGUCGUCGUCGUCCUGCUUCUGUUACACAAGAGUGCCCCUCCAAAUGGCAAUAAUGCAAUUCCAUUCGGGAAGCAUUGCAGAAAACUUAAUAAAGUGGAAUGGUGUGUAAGAGUUGUUUGACAGUGGGACAGACUCCCUCGGGAGGUUUUGUGGCCAUCCAUCAUGGAUACUCAGGUCCAAAUUGGGAAAAAGAACAACGUCGGCUGGGUACGCAUUAGCUGUUUGAAACACGGUGGAGCCAUUUCCCCCCACCCACAGUGCUUCAAGUCCCUAUUUUUAUGCUGCUGUGUACAGCAAACAGGGGACAGUGAUGUCCUUACCUGAUGCACAUUAGCUGAUGGCUUUCACUGUGCCUGCAGCCUCCUGGCUCCAAUCCAAUGAAGCUGCCAUCUGCGCAUGUGUUGUCAUUUGCACAUGUGCAACAGCUGUCUGAAGUGCUCAUGCCCCAGCCUAACCGCUGCUUACAGUUUUCAAAUUGGAUGGGAGCUGGCUUGAGGGGAACAUGCACCAAACAGCAGUAUUUCCCAAGAAGCUACAGGAUACAGAGGGAUAGUGGCUAAUGUCAUGGGCACUCAGCUUCAGACAUCUGUAGUGAGAGUGCACAGGAGCCAAAGCCAAUGGUGGUGUGUGUACACAGCCGUAGCUUCAUUUUAAGCUGGCUGCACACAACCAGUGACAUGUUGGUGAUGAAACGAAACAAAAAACCAGUGUGAAAGGACCAAUAGACCACGGGGUGGGGUGGGCAAGUCUUGUCUUGACCCCAGAUUCUCAGGGAAGGAAAUGGGAUUUAAUGGUUUGGGCAAAGGAACUGGGCACAUAAAGCAAAAUUGAGACUGACGCCUGCAGCAUGCAGUGGAGGCUGUUCUUUGGGAUGUGCAGAAUGAAGUACAAACUCUUCUGCAUAAGCACACUCGUGAAAACAGCUUUAUCUGUUCCCAGUAGCUAGAGCUAAAGGGGGAGGGGAAUGUAUGUGAUCCCAUGGUUUGGAGCAGGCAGGCAGGAGAUCUGGGAACGGGGCAGAGCCUAGCUGUUUUCAGCAGGAAGAGGUAGCUUGUUCAGAAGAUGUUGCAUAUUAACUAUUCUAAUAUUCUUGGCUCACAUGUUAGAUUCCUUUUGACAAGCACUGCGGGGAAGAUCAGGUGUGUCAUGCUGACCUGAAACUCUCCUUUCACAAUUCAGGGUAUGUUGAACAUCCUUGGUGCUAACAGUCACUGAUGCUUGUAGUGUAGGAAAACAAAUUAAAAGUGGUAGAGGGAGGACAGGUCUGAAUUUUUGCAAUAAUAAGUCUUAGCAUAUAUGCCAGCAUAUUUUAAAUGCUGAGAGUUUUAAAUUCAUAUACAUUAUAACAGCAGUCCUUCCAAUAGUGGUUCUCCUGUCAGCAUUGAGCAUUGGCUGUCCUAGCUGGGGACUGAUGGGAAUAGGAGUCCAACAACACUUGGAGGGCAACAGAUUGGUCACUUCUGCUUUAAAGGAUUGUAGAUAGGGGCUGAGGUUGAGAGCGUACUGUGCUUGGUAUAGCUAGACUACAACAUUGUAAUGUCUCUGGGAACCAAAGUGUUCCCUGACUGUGUUGCAGGGAAGGAAGCCAUUCUGGAGAACACCAUUUAAAUCUAGAGCAGUGGCCAUUUAGACUUAAACUGUAGCAAGACUUGCACGGUGUUCUGUGAACUUUGCCACCUGCUUUAGUUUCCAACAAUAUUAUUUUACAAAGCUUACAGCAGUGAAUAUAAAGCUUACCUUGAUUUUAUGCUACAUGAACACUGUGGCUUCUGCCAAAGAAUUCUGGGACUUAAUUUGGUGAGGCUGCUAAGAACGGUCUUUUGGAGAUCUUUAGUCUUUUCCCCAUCAUAGUAUUACACCUCCCAAGAUUCCCUGCUUUGAGUCAGCUGUAUGUAGGUAUGCCCUAUGGCGGCCUUCACCAACCCAGCUUCCUCUCAAUGCUUUUGACUGUAACUGUUUAGUGGGUAGCUGGAUGGUGAAGGCGGCCUUGCGAUUCUGUUGUAAGACUCAAAGGCUACACCAGUUUCCUAUCACAUUCAACAGUCCCACCUCCCAGACUCAGGAACCGAGGCCUGCUAAUCAGCUUGUCUACCCAACAUCCUCUUGAUCAGGUCUCAGGAGCUGGUUGUGUUCCCUGGAAGAGACUUGGACAUGAGCUUGGAGCUGGAGAACCGCAAAGAGGAUGCCUACUCCGUGACCCUCCACGUGCCUCACAUACCAGGCCUCUCCUUUCGCAAAGCUUGGGUGGUAGGUAUUCCCUCCGCAAAAGGGGCAUUGGAACUGGAUUGGGGCUGGCUUCAGAUUUGAAGGCUUCCUGGAGCCUGGUCUGAUCACACACCCAAACCCUUUCUCCCGCAUUUUUGGCAGCAGUGAUGAAAAGAAUGGAGCAAGAAGGUGCAGUGCUAUGGUGGGCACAGAUGCUUAAAUCGCUCUCUUCCCAGUCCAGGACCUUAAUGGAAAUGCACUUAGCUCCCUCCCAAGGAGAGUCCUCAACUUUUCACACCAAGCGAGCUGCAAGAGAACUUCAAAAUGGAACCCAUAGGCCACACGCUGCCUUGUUGCACAUGCGGGGAGAGGAGCGAAGCCAAAAAUUGACACACACACCCCGCCUUUGCGCUGCCUUCCCAAAGCCACCUAACCAAGGCGCCAGGCUUUGGGAAGGAGGUGUGAGGCUCUGGCAGGUUCUUAGAGCCCUCCCAACUCCUUCCAAAGCUGACAAAGCACUAACUAGGCUUUGAGAAGGAGGCUGGACCCUUACCCUUGCUUACCCACUUUGGGAAGGCAGUGCAAGGGCUUGGGGGUUUCAAAUGUUGCAGAGAGCCACCCAAAAAGGCCUUGAGGGCCACAGACUAAAAGAGCCUGUCCCACUGGAGGCAAAGGGUCCUCUGGUGUCCCCCCGCUUUGACUUCACAGGCAGCAGUACUCUGAGCUCUGCUACAAGCAGCACCUGGUGGCUAAGGCUAGCUUUGACUUAUCAGAAGUCCCUGGAAUGAUGCUAAGUUGAGAAAUUAAUAUGACAGCUGGGCUCAGCAUGCUGGGCCAUUUUUUCAACAACAAGAACAACAAAAGGGAUGCUGACUAGGCCAGGUGUUAGCAACCCAAGGCUGCCAGAUGUUGACAUCAACCCUGAACUUGCUCCACCCUUUCUCUUCUCGCAGUCCAACACUCUGCUUGUCAUGAGUUGCGAUGGGCUACUGGAUAGCCAGCACCUCAAGGGUCUCUCUUGCAACAUUAGCCAUCCUGUCUUCAAGAGCAAUACUAAGGUGAGCAUGUGGUGACACUGGCAGCUGGCACUCCUUGCCUGCUCAGCCAUGAAACUCCCUGGGCGACCUUGGGCCAGUCACAGUCCCUCAGCCUAACCGACCUCAAAGGGUGGUGGAAAGAGGAAAGAGGGUUAACAUACGCUCUCUGGAUAGCUUUUUCAGUACUAUAGUAAAGAUUGCAGUUUAGGAACAAUGAAUUGGCUUAACAAAUAAUUAAACAAUAACUAGAGAAAUUACAACGAGAAGUUUUUUGUUUGCUUAAUAAAAAGUGAGAAAAGAGGAUAUUGUUGGUAGUUUAUUGUCAGUUUUAAGAAGUGUAAUUAGUUUUCUGUUGUGCCUUGAAGGAUAUAUAUAUGACUUUUUAGAAACUUGAAUCUUUUUGGCAUGUGUGAGGAUGGGGGCUGAGGAUAACAAGCAGAAGCACGGUGAGUUCAGGGGGAUCCUGCCAGGACAGCAGGAGGAAAGGGGGAGACUUUGAGAGCAGGAGAUGCUGGCUGCAGCAGAUGCCCCGUGUGUGAGUGCUUCAGGGAGAUCAUUUGCAACGAAGGUAGGGAAGGGGAAAGCUGAGAAGGCACAGGCAGUGGCUUCCAAUCAGAAAGGAAGCACAUUUUUUAGCUUCCUUUCUUCACAAUUUUUGCAGUUUUCUCUUUCACGGCUGCAUUUUGUCAGCACACUGCCUCUUUAAGACAUCCACCAACAUAGGAUUGAAAAGAAAAGAAAAGAAAAGAAAAGAAAAGAAAAGAAAAGAAAAGAAAAGAAAGCUGUUGAUUCUUACUAGAGUUUUCAUUUCAAGAUGCAAUGAGGAUCCUUUAUUCUGCAUGAGGGGGAUGAAAGGGGAUGGGGUCAGCACUCUAGAGGGAGGGAGGGAGGGAGGGAGGGAGGGAGGGAGGAAGGAAGGAAGGAAGGAAGGAAGGAAGGAAGGAAGGAAGGAAGGAAGGAAGCCAGGCAAGUAGGCAGCAAGUACCAUGAAUUGUCUCACUUUUGAUCUCCUCCCUCCUCCAUUGCAGGCGUUAAUUCAGCUCAGGUUUAGCAUCCUCAGCAACAGCUCCUGGGGAGAUUACUUGGAGAUGAAGGCAAAUGUCACAAGGUAGGUGUAUCCUCCCUUCUACCAUUUAAUAGAUGUGUAGAAGAAGGGAUUUCAGCAGGGGGAGCAUGUCAUGCAAAACACCUCUGCUGCUUUCUCCUCUGCUACCUAACUGUUAAAGGCGUAGGCUCCCUGUCCACUCACUUUUUUCUCAGAGUAGACCCACUGAAAUUAAUGCACCUAAGUUAGUCAUACUUGAACGCAACCCAUAGGUGUCUAAAUGAAUAGUUAUUUGCAAGUUUUUGUUACAGAAUUUCCUGCCUGGGUAUGGGUGCAGAAGUCAGGGCCAUUUCUGGGGUGGCAGGUGAAAGGAUAUUUUGCAUUUUCUUGACGUCUGUCUCUGUCUUGUAGUGACAACAACGUGAAUGAGACUCUUGACACCGGGGCCAGUCACACCAUCCCUGUCCUGUACCCCAUCAACAUCAUUGUCAAGGAGUAAGAGACAAGCUGUUGUUUUCCCUUCUUCUCUGACUGCUCAGGCUCAGGGUAGAGCUUGAGAAUUGUAACCAGGGCUGGGGGGAUGCUGUGAUUCCAUGUCAGUGAUGUGCAAGCCUAGAAUUUGGUACUGGGUGCAGAAUCCAGCAUCCUGAACAUUCCAGGUUUGUGUGUGGGGUGUGUGUGUGUGUGUUUCUAUAUGGGAGGGGGGAAAUCCCUCCACAUAGAAAGCUGUGCUUUGUAGAAGGCUUGGCCGGAUUCUUCCUCUCUGACAUCAUAAGUUUUUUUUUAUGUGGGGGGAUUUGGUGGUGGUGGCCCAGACACUUAAGUAUUACAUCCUUUGCUGCCUCUGUGAAUGCAAGGUCUAAGAGGUAUAAAGUACACAAUACACAAGGAAUCUAUGAAUAGAACUGGCAAUUUUAAAUGAAGCCACAGGAGACUCCCAAGAUUUUUCAGAUGAGUAUGUACGUGUGUUUAGAGGAAAGAGUUAUUUUUGCUCUUUUCUCCCACACCAUCUUCCCAAUCCAAAUAAUUUCAUCUACUUCCUCAGUUUGUUUAUUUCUCCAUAUUUAAAUUCCCCUUCCAGGGCUGCUCACACAGCUGUGAUUUACGUCACAAAAAUAUGCACAUUAAACUGCAUUCGCACCGUGUCUGUCCACUAUGACAGCUGAAGAUAAAACAUCUCUUCUUGGUAACAAGAAGACCAGGCUCCUUUUCUGCCCCCUAGCUAGUAGUGUAGGUGGACUGAGACUUUUGUGGGGGCAGCAAUGUGGGCGCAGAGGGGUUGUGGUAACAAUGAGAAACACCCGGUGGCGCAUUGCUGAGUUCGCUGCCACCAUUGUAGGGUCACUGGCUGCAGCAAUUAUGCUCUUUGGGGUUGGGCUCCCUGCCUCCGUUCUUCACCUCCCUCAUCUCUACUUUUUAUCCCAUGCAGGUUAGAAACAUCCAGCCACUAUGUGAACUUCACUUCCCAACGUCAAGAAAAUAAGACUGUGACACACUCGUAUGAAGUGAGUGAGAGACUACUAAUUACACAAAAAAGAGUUCACAAAAGCUCAUGCCAUAAUACAUUUGUGAGUGGGUACACACAAUACACUUAAAGUAUGUGGCUUCCCCAAAGAAUCCUGGGAACUGUGGUUUACCCCUCACUGAGCUACAGUUCUCAGCACUCUUAACGAACUACAGUUCACGGGAUUCUUUGCAUGGAAGCCAUGUACUUUAAAUGUGCAAUGUACAGACAGAUGUCAUUUUUGCUGCAAGAGACUAACGGCUUUUUGGCCCUCACCUGGGCAGCCCUGCUGGGACCUAGAGGGUCUCUGGAACAAAGGAGCAUGGGAUUCUGCCUUUUACUGAAUCAGACCACUGACCCAUCUUACUUGAUAUUGUCUGCACUGACUGGCAGCAGCUCUCCAGGAUUUCAGGCAGUGUUCAGUCUCAGCGCUACACGGAGAUGCUGGCGAUUAGACUUGCCUGCAAGGAAGAUGCUCUACCACUGAGCUACGUAUGACGCUUCCCUAAACUGAAUCUGUUAAUUGAAGUAGACGGUGCUGAUCUAGAGGGUCCCUUAGUCUGACUUGGAUAGAAGGAGUUGCCUUAUACUGCAUUCACCACUGCUCCCUUCUGUAUCCUUAUUGCCAGCAAUCACCAUCCCAGCUCACUGGGCCUGGAUAGCUCAACUGAUCAGAACAGGUGCUGAUAAUGCCAAGGUUGCAGGUUUGAUCCCUGUAUGGGACAGCUGCAUAUUCCUAAAUUGCAGGGGUUUGGACUAGAACAGUGGCUCCCAAUUAGCUAAGUACUGUGGAACCCCCUACUUUUGAAAAAUUUUAUAUCUCUAUGGUGGUUUUUGUUAAUGUGAAUGGUGCGAGGGACCCCACCAAUUGGGAACCACUGGGCUAGAGGAUCCUUAGGCUCCCUUCCAACUCUGCAAUGCAAUGAUUCAUGAUUCCCUGAAGUUUAAUUUGUUGAGUCUCCUUGCCUUAGUCACUCUCUCCUUUUUCCCUCUCCCCUUCCCGCAGCUAACAAACCGGCCCUUGGGUGCUUUCACACCUCCUGCACUGUCAGUGAUCGUGAAGGUGCCGACCGCCUUACCUGCUGGGCUGACCUGGGUGGUGGAUAACAUCCGAACAGUAAGUACGAUAUAAAACAACAGGGCAAGGGCAGCUAGCAGGUGUAAAAGGUGGAAGCUCAGCACCCCCUAGUGCUAGCUUUUGGGUGGCUAAGCAAUGGGUGGGGGUCGCCCACAUAGUUCACCAUUGGGGAAGUGAAGGAUGAUCAAUCAAUGCAUUGAAAAGACGGGUCCAGUAACUUUAAACUUCCAUAUUUUUUUCCGGUGGUAGCAAACACAGAUUUUUCUCCAAUUCCUAGGUACCCUCUGCAGUGUGCGAACCCAUGGAAAUGCAGAAAAGCACAAAGGUCCAAGUCAAGUUGACUGAGGUAGAUUGUCUCCGCACAAGAGCACUUACUAAGGAUUAUGUCUCAAAGCCUGCUGCAAGUGGGGGGCGGGGGAGGGAUUCAGUUUAGUUCACAUUUAAAGGAAAACUUGCCUAAUUUGCACUUCUGAAACAAUAAGCAAACUGAAACAUGGCCAUUUGCACUUCUCCGAAUUUUGCCGUGCAGUUUUCUGACCCAGUGAUGUUUACAAAAAUGCACACACUGGGGUAAAGUGUGUAUAGGAAUGCAUAUGUUUUAGUGAUGACUUAUAAAAAUGCUUUAUAUUAGGAAUAAUUGUUUUGCAAGAAAUUCUGCAUGGAAUUGCAUAUUAGGAGAAUAAUGUGGUACUGUUCACUUCUAGAGAACUCUUGAAAACUAAGGUUUCUUAAGUGUGGAUGGGCGCUUUUUAAAACUUCUGCUUUCUUCCUAGCAAUGUGCGACUGGCACUUAUCUCACCUACAAGUGUGAUCUUGGACAGAUCAAUUCCUCCAUAAUCCAUAUCACUGGGUUGAUGUAUACCCAAAGCGAAAUUAAGGUAAAGGCUUGGAAUGAUCCGUAAAGGGUUACUUGCAGCAAAUGUCAACUCCUGUCCACAUUGGGACCUGGGGCAUGGGUUUUUAGAGGUGGAAGGUAAGAGAAUGGGAUCCUUUCCUUGUAUAGUGAGUCCCUCAUUCCAGUUUAUUCAAAGUACUAAUAUUGACGCUGGGGUGGGGGCAAUACAGUCAACACAGCGAUAAUAAAGGAAAGACAUAAUAAGCUCAUUAUGAGAAGAAGAAGAAGAAUUAUUUGCACUGCUACAGGGUGCUUUUGAAUUUUAAGAAUUCUCAAGUUUUUCAAGCUCUUGAAGGGGUGCUUCUGCUCUGAAAUGUAUUGAGUUACAGUAAGUUUUUCACCAGUGAGCACCGGAGCUGGUUCUCCUUUUUGCCUUCUGCAGUGUGUACCAGCGACUGGGCAAUUAAAGGUGUAGGAGCUCUGUCCUCUUUUUACAUCUAGCCACUCUAAGCUGAGUAUUGGCAUCAGUGAUUAGCAGCCACCCUCCAGGGGUUUGGAUAGAGGUAUUUUCUCAGCCCUCUCUAGAGAUGAAGGGUCUUGAACAGGGGACUGCCUGCAAGCAAACUAUGUGCUCAGUCACUGAGCUCCACCAGCCCCUCUGUACUUUUGUUUUCAAUUAAAUUUAACAUAAAUCAUGCAAACGGCAUGACAUCCAUUCCUUCCAGACAGACAUGUUGCAUUCCUGCUGUGGUGUCCUUAUUAUAGAUUUAUUGUUACCAUGGCACACGUGGAAAUCUUUUGAGUGGCCUCCUUAUACCUCCCAAGUCACUCCCCAAGAUAAUAUGACUUCAAUUUAGUUGGUGCAGCAAUAAGUGCUUGAAAAUAUUAUUCGUUCUUUAAAGGUGGGAUUUUCUGCACGUGAAUGAUCCUGCCCAGUAUGGUCUAAAAUGAAUUGUCUGUUUGUCUUACCUUGCAGAAGACAUCUCAGUUCAAGUUUUGCACAGCCUUGUGGUUUACGUUUGAUACUACAAGAUAUACAAAUUUCUACCCGGCUGAAUUUGCCCAGUUUCAGGUAGUGCAUGCUGCAGGAAUUGCUUCUUUUCCUCCCUUUCUGCAGAUUUACCUGUUUUGCUUGCAGGGUUUCAUAGCAUUACUUCUACCAUAAUCUUCUCCGUCCAAGUGAUUUCCUUACAGAACUGUUUACAAGAUUGCUCCCUUACCCUAUAUUAUUUCAUAAUUAAAAGCCUUUUUGUCCUCUGGAAGUACAUUAUAGGCACUUUCAGACAGGCUGCUUAUUCACAAAAAUGUGAUCAUUAACCCACACUUUCUAGUGUAAUUAUCUUGUCACUUUUCUAAAUUGCACUGGAAAGUGUGAGCUACCAACCCAAUGCUGGCUAUACUGUUAUCACCUCUCUGCAAGCAUACCAGGAGGGAUGUCUAGAAGCUCCCAAAAUAUAAAGGGUAGAUUUUUCUUAUUGCAUAUGUUUCUGAGAACAAUAUUUAACCCACUUUUAAUUUUUUUAAUUAAUCAAACUGGAGAGGAUCCCCAUAAAUUAGAACAGUCAAAUUUGUUCAGUCACCUUAAGUGUAUAUUCUAUCCUUUUUCUUUUAACCAAUCCUUAAGUCAAUCCAAUUUUGAGAACAAAAUGCUUUCUAGAGUGUUGAAGCAUCUGUGCAUCUUGAGCUGUAUAGCUUCCUUUCUAUUAGAUUCAUUGUGUUUUUAAAGCUACCUCUUUCCCUGCCUAAAUCUUCUUUAGCUACUGUGUAUGAUACCCUUUCGAAAAGAUUGCAGGUGUGCAAUGAUCACUAGCUAGCUUCACAGAUACAGCUUCAUGUCGCCUUUGCUGUAUCAGGGCAUCUUGCUUUAGUUGCCUUUGUUCUUAACCUUGACUGCGUAAUAGCUGGACUUCUAUUUUAGAAGCAGCAAACGUUAUCUGGUAUAUUCUGGGCAAGAGACAGGCCUUUGCUGGAGAAAAUAUAGGACUGGACUGGCAUGCCAGUCUUGAGUGAAGACCUUUCCCCUGCUGAUUUGGCUCCUUCAGAACUAGGCUGUCUGUCUCAGACCCACUGCGACCAGUCAUGCUCUGUGUGUUUUUUCUCUCCCUGCUCCCCAGGUUGCUGAGGUGGAGAUGAUUCAUGUGAUGAACUAUCUCCCUGUUAUAAUAGGCAGUGCUGUCGGAGGCUUGUUCUUGCUAAUUCUCAUCAUUGUAUCACUUUACAAGGUAAGACUCGAUGUACAUCGGGAAUCCUGGGUUAGUAGGAGUAGCUGAGAGCUCAGCUCAUUUUUUAGGCAAUUUAGCAGCAACGGUUUUAUCAGUAGUUUAAAUCUGCUUCUGUUGAGAUCCACAUGUUCAUCUUGAAGUCACAGCAAAGCUGUCUUCUAUUAUGUCAGACUGCUGGUCCGUUUUUAGCUAAGUGGUGCUUAUGUUGGCUGGCAGUGACCCCCAGCCAUCCCAGGACAUUUUCUCUGUGCUGCCUGGAGAUGGAAGAGUUUGAACCUAGGACAUUCUGUAUUUAAAGCAUGUGCUCUACCGCUGAGCAAUGGUUCUUUUCUAAAUUUGGCUCUAUCGAAACUUGGAUAGUUGUCCUCAGCAUGGGGGUGGGAAUCAGAUUCUGCAUUUAUACCAUUCUUAUACCAAGUUAGAUUCCUGUAGGAUUUGGUAAGUUACACAGAAUUCUAGUGCCAUUGUAGUGGAAAUGUGGAAGACAAUUGUAUUUUGAGGAGUUAGGUGGCAUGUCCCUUUCCCUUUAACAUCCCCAGUUUGAGGUCUGCUGGAUACUUGUGUUUCACACACUUGUUGGGAGUUUCUUGGGUUCUUCUGUGUUGCAAGUGCCCAGCUGCAGAUAGUGGGAGACUCUCAGCCUCUCUGUAUUAAUGCCAUCUCAGGGUCCUGGGCUAAUCAUGAGUAAUGUCAGGUGCACUUGAUUACAUCAAGGCAGGCUAUAAAAGCCAUAGGUGGGAGGGGCCUGGGGAGCUUCUACCCAGAUCAAAGGACCUGAUGCUGGGAGACCUAAGGUCAGGGUCUUUCUCCUGCUGCUCUACCUGGGGCUCCGGGCAGCUGAAGGGGAGGUUGGGUAGCCCCUGUCAGGUAUGUUUUAUUUUAUGCUUUGCAUGCCUGCUGUUUAUUUGUUAAUAAAACUGAUUUUGGUUCCCCUUCCACCUCCUCAUUCUUUUGUCCUGAUAUCCUUGGAAAGAACUGCUGUAUUUGGCAGCACAGCCAUUUUGCUGGUGGUCCUAGAAUGUCAUGCAUGAAGUCCUGGCCAUCUCCAGUCAUGGGGAUGGUGGUCCAGGGAGCGGCUCACAGCACACCAACAACUCUGUGGUCCAGUUUUUAAAAGUGUUAUCAAUCUAUUCAGGUGUUUUAUAAAAAAAAUAUUGUAAUGUUUUGGAAACAGUUUUAUUAGGUAGACUAGCACACAUUUUCUAACUGAUGUAUGUGUUAUAUGUGCCUGCUUUGGUUGUCUUUAGACUUCUUAUCACAAGACUUCUUACGGGAAAGGAAGGAUAAAAAAAUGCAUGGAUAUUUUCGGUGAGCUUUGGCAGCUCAAUUCUAAAUAAAUAAAUAAAUCCCGUGGCAGAAUAAACUUAACUUUAUGCCUCCUGGGGCUUGAGUAAAUAAAUUGGCAUAAUACAUUUUGAUAUCAUGGUUUGGGCUUUUCUGCUUCCAGAACAUAGAUUCCAUACCUAUUCAGCCUGAAGAGACUGUAUUGUAUCAUGGCUGUUGAACAACUACCUCCUUUUUAAAAUGAUCAUCUAUGUGGUCCAGCCAAAGUUAAGCCAUUUUUAUGCUCCAUAGAUAUGAAUGGCAGAGAGUGCUUAACUGAUCCUUCCAAUCAAUUAAACUUAACAUGAGCUAGAUUGUGCUGUUAUUGCCACAUCUCAUUUGUAAGUGUACUAAGUACUUUACAACAACCCUGUGGGACAUACUAGGUCAUUUUAAAUGCUUGGAAUGUGGAACAAGCUUCAAUCACAUGACCAGGCUAACCUCACAUAAGAAAAUCCAUGCAGGAGAGAGAAACCAUAAAAAGCAAUUCUGGAGUGAGAGACUAGGCUGAUGUCUGCUGUUUCCAGGAACUCUUCUGAAUGUGAGACUUUUGUGGGUGAGCUGCCAGUUUGUUUGGAUCCUGAGCAAGAACAUGGAGGCUGAGAGGGUGUCAGAAGGAAAACGAUGUUGAUUUUUAUAUAUUAGUGACUUUGUACAGUAUUAAUAUAACAUUUUUAUAUGUAACUGGGUGUUUUUGUAAUAUUUUGUUUAAGUUGUCUGUUAUUGCUUAAAUUUUCUUUGUGCCGGUUAGAGAUGUUUUAAAUAUUUUAUAAUAAUAAUAAUAAUUAAUAAAUAUAUUUAACUGGGUUAGGGUCUGGACUAAACUGAAUCACAUCAAUGGCAAAAAAAACCCCAUCCCCCAUUUUUAAAAAUUAUUUGCUCAUUCAAGGUACCUGAUGAGAAGAAACUGGGAAAAAUAGAGGGAUAAAGGUUGAUAUUUAGAAAGGUGGUAGAUUUUGGGGGGUCCCCCCCCCCACAAAGUUGAAGACCACUGGGAUGGCCAUCACAAAAACUUUACAUUGGGUUUUGAAGUUAGGUCUCCCAUAUCCAGAUCAAGCAUCUUACUCAAGCUACUGCUAACAGUUUCCCCCUCCCUUUUGUUUAUAGUGUGGAUUCUUCAAACGUAAUUAUAAAGAGAUGAUGGACCUUCAAGAAAAUAAUAAUGCAGUAGAUUUAGAAGACAAUCCGGGAGGUGAUGCAGAGAAAGAAGCCAAACCAGACAGCAGUGAAGGGAGCGACAGUGAAAAAGAAGCCAAAGAAAAAACAGACCUGUUGAAUGGAGAAGCUGAUACCAAAUGAAUAGAUCAGUCUCCUCCCCACAAACUGCAGUCAAGAUAACUGGUCUAAAUGUGCAGGGAAGGAAAGAGUGACUUGUCUGUUGCCAACAAGGACUUAUACUCACCUUCUUAAAAUUUGCAUAUGUGUUUUUUGUGUGUGUUGGCAUCCAUCUGUCUCAAGAGACAACAGAGUUUACCUCCAGGGGAUGAAGUCAAACUGUUUGCAAAGGUCCUGUUUUGGGAAAUAGAGCUGUGUCUCCUUGGAAUGAUACUCAUCUGUAUGCAUUGGGGCUGCUGAUCACAGGUGUAUAUGAUGAAGUGGACAGAGAAAAGGAGUUGAAAGCAGGAAUUGCAUUAGUGUACUUCCCUAAUGCCCCUUAAUGAAAAGGGACAGACACUGGCCUUUUCCAGACUUUUAGAGACUCUAUGAAGUGGCAACUGUGCAAAUCAACUUAGUUUUUCCUCCGUUUUUAGAUGUAAUGUAUACCUAUGCUUGUUUACUCAGAAGUAAAUCCCACUGUGUUUCGUGGCUCAUAUUCCCAAGUAAGUAUACACAGGAUUGCAGCCAAAGGUUUUAAGAAGUCCAGUAAGUCAGAAUUCAGUUUACAAGAAAUGAUGGAUUGUUUAUGUGGCACCCAAUUUCUUCAACCUCUGUGAUACUCUAGGUUUUCAAUUUCAUUGUUCCGCAAGGGACAAUGACAAUAAAGAGAUCGUAUCGUAUCGUUUGUCAACAGGUUACUUUUGUACUCACAUUAACCAGUUUUGAUGAAUUGUGUUUAAAUUAAAACUAUUAGUCAUUGGUAUCUUCCUCCCUUUUCCUCCUUAAGUUAUUCACCACAUCUUCCUAUAUUGCAAGAUACAACCCAAAGGGCCUUUUAAAAAACCUUAACAACUUUUAACAAUGUAAUCAUGUCUGCCACAGUGUAACUAUUUUUAGAAGAUCUAUACAGCAAAAGGCAGUGUGGAAAGAUGAAAUUCAACUACCAGUAAGUUAGUUAGGCAGCUUUAAAGUAAAUGAGCCAGAAUACAAAGCUGUCAGAGAUCCUCUUUUUUAAAAAUAUUUUUAUUAAACAUUUUCUUGGUUUACAAAAGUA